Messenger RNA from Podarcis lilfordi (Lilford's wall lizard), 45085 nucleotides. NCBI's taxonomy places the organism in Eukaryota, Metazoa, Chordata, Lepidosauria, Squamata, Lacertidae. The record is from the annotation of a GenBank genome assembly.
GCGGUCCCCGCCUGCGCUUCUCAGGGUCGGCGUAGCGAGACCACGGGCGCGCGCGCGCGUUCCUCGUCAGCAGCCGACAUGGCGCUCGCUGGGCUCGCGCUGCGCGGCGCUGCUGCGGCGGCGUCGAGACCUCGGCCGCGGCUACGUUUCGCGACGGGGCCUCUGAGCCGCAGGCACGCGGCGCAUUUCACUUUCCAGCCGGACCCAGAGCCCACCCAGUAUGGUGAGAGCUUCCGUCCUCCUCACUCGCUCCUGAGUAGAAGCGAGCCGCCCUCGCUUUCCCGUCCACGCGCCCGGCGGACUGAGGCGGCGCAAAGCUGAGGCGGUAGAAUGGACUGCACCAUUUAAGGAGGGGGGAAAAGAAAAAAAGAUACUUUCACACACCCCACCGGAUGCCGUUACUCAAAAACCGCGCACCAGGCGCUAGGCCCUUUUUCUAAGUCCCGCGCCUUUUAUUUCUGAAGAAUCUUUUACGUGCAGCCGAAUUUUAAAAAGGCACCUUCCACCCCCCCUCGUCCCCUUAAAGUGGUGCAGUCCGUUCUCCCUUCUCAUUCCCGCUUGGUUCCGCUGUCCUAUGGAGACUCAGCCUCAUGUUGCUGCUGGGGAGGGUGAAGGCUUGGAGCUAGAGGGCGAUCGCUUUGUGAAUGGGGGGCAGAAAUAAAUCAGACUUGUUUACUCUCCCCCCCCCUUGCGUGGUGGUGCUCGCGUUAUUAAAAUUCAGGUUGCCCACCUCAUUGUGGUACUGCAGAGCAGCAAGGCAGCCAGGUGCCAAAGAGGACAGAAGGACACUGGCAGUUUUUUUUAGCAGUUAUGGCAGAAAUUUGGGAGGCUUGCACCCAGCUGGUAGUUUGCUGUAGUUCUUUGCAUCUGGUCACAUUCACUUAAUGUUGGAGUAGGGUUUUUCUCCUUCAUCCCCUUGAACGUGGAACUCCCAAAACAAGGCGUCCUGUAAAUAUUGAUUCUAGGGAGUGAGAGAUGUUACUGACAAACACACACUCCUGUGGGUAGGAGUGACAGUAAAAAUCAUGAAAACCGCCUCCCAUACACACAGGCGUACAGUGGUACCUCAGUUUACGAACAGUCCUGUUUACAAACUAUUAGGUUUACGAACUCCACAAAACCGGAAGUAGUGUCCUAGUUUGCGAAUUUUAUCUUGGACUACGAAUGAAAGCCGAACAGUGAAAGGGCACCGGUGGAGGGAGGCCUCAUUAGGGAAAGCGCACCUCAGUUUAAGAACGGUUUUGGUUUAAGAACGGACUUCCGGAAUGGAUUAAGUUCGUAAACCGAGGUACCACUGUAUAUGUAAACGAUGGUACUACUAGAACUCUGUGACACCAGCCUGCCAUGAUUUAUCUGUACAGAAGAUUUUUAAAACUCAAAAGUUUACAUACGCUGAAAUGAAUUCUUGGAGAUGUGACCUGUGCUACUUUAUAGUUCGUACAUGAGGUCACUUCUUGAAGAGAAAUUGCGUCAGUCAGGCUUCAGAACUAUAACGAUUUUGUACUUUAGGGUGCAGAGAUAGACAGUUACACCUGUUAAGUAAUUCCACUUCCUUGCUUCCUAAAUACCAUUGAACAGCUGGCGGUGGAAGAAUGCUAAAAGGAUAGCCUAUUAUGAGUGCAUCCAAAAAAGUGUGUGUGUGUGUCUGUGUGUGUGUAUAUAUAUGUGUAUAUAUAUAUAUAUAUAUAUAUAUAUAUAAAAAAUGUUACAUAAUGUCUACAUUCACAUGAACAAAGGCAAACAAUUGGGUACUAGAAGAGCUGUUGUAGGGCAUGGUAUCGACAUAUAGUACCUCAGUGCAGAAAAAUGACCCCAGUGAUUUCUGCUAUAAAUUAUGCUGAUGGCCUAUUAUCUUCAUUGGUUUGCUAGUUUAUUGUAAGUCUCGGUACUGACCCCGAUGUGAUAUAACUAUGCUGUGCACAAGGCUUGACUACUUCUGUGUAUGGUUAGGUGAGAACAUUAGGGGUGGAGACAUUUCAUUAUUCCAAAUACCUGCUUUAUCUGUUUCUUAUAUUUCAAUAAGAAACAGGAAUAGCUCAUUUCAAUUCUGUACAAUAUUUUCCACAGUAUUUUUUCUAGUUGAUAAUAAUAGGAUUUACAAUUCGGUUUUCCAUAAGGUCCCAGAGUGGAGUAUAUACAUUUUAAUGUUACAAUUAAAAUAAUUAGAUAAAAUUUCAAUUGAAAUAGUGCAAAACCAGUUCAAACCAGCAACAUCCAAAUAUUACAGUACCGCAGAGGGGAAUUAGCACUAUGUAUUAUUCAGUCAUCCCCCAUUCCCCAUCUUAAGCUGUUACUGAAAAGUACAAUGAUUAAAAAACAUAAUCCUAUCCAUGUUUACUCAGAUUUAAUUUUACCUAUUUAAUUAAUUGUAGCUUACUCCAAUGUAAGUGGGGUUAGGAUUGCAACCUUAGUAUGUAGGCAAAGGUAUUCAACAAAACUGAGCCCCCCAAAGAUUAUUCAUGGUGAAUGUGUCUUAAAAUUUCAUUAUUCACCUUUUGGAUUAAAUAGCAAAAGCAGAAUAGCAGAAGCUAUUUAAUGUACAAGAAAGACAAUUAACUAUUGAUGAGUGGUGAACAUUUCAUACUUGAUGUGUUUCAUUUGACCUUAUGAAGUGCUCAACUACAAUCAAUAGCACAGAAAGUGAUAGCUAACAAGAAAUCUUAACCCUUAUUGCAUGGACCCUUUAUGAAGUUAUAGGUAGUGAAAUGAACUGUGAAUAGCUGAAGGCACUGGGGUCAUGGAAAAUCUUGUAGAUUGGAAAUAUAUCAUGCUGUCUCUGUGGAUUGGAACCCAAUAUUUCAGGUAUUUGUAUUUAACCGUUGUCUUGUCUAACUUAUUGGUCUCUUUGCACAGGCCAGACACAGAAAAUGAACCUUUUCCAGUCCAUUACAAGUGCUUUGGAUAAUGCCUUGUCGAAAGAUCCAACAGCAGGUAUAGUUUUAUAUCUAAAAUUAUGUCUAUGGAGGUUCUUUUGUUAGAAGCCCUUUUUAUUGAAUACACACUCUUAAACUAAAUCUGAAUUAAGGUAAAACUUGUAUGUAAAUACGAAUUAAUUUGAGAUUUAUGUAGCACAAGAGCAUAGUAGAAUUCUAAAAAAAUUAAGCAGUGACUUUGAUCUGUUAGAAACUAUUCAGAACCACGAUAUGGUAAUAAGUUUGAUAGGACCAGCCAUAAUCUCACAAAGUGAGCAAUAGGCCUGGUGGUAGCUAUACAUCCUGCUACUGUGCAGCCAGAGUUUUGAUUAUAUUGAAUGAUAUAAUGCAAAAUAUGCAAAGGGUCAGGUUGAACUUGAGAUUCCUUUUAAUUACUAAUCAUUAUUAACUAAGAAUCAUUUUGUAUUCUUGAGCAAUUAUUUACUUAAUUCCUUGUUGUACACUUGCAGUAAUAUUUGGUGAAGAUGUAUCCUUUGGGGGAGUCUUUAGGUGCACUCUUGGCUUGAGAGACAAAUAUGGUGAGUUUACAACUUAUAUGAUUCAUUUGCCAGAUCGUUGUUUCUCUUCCUGUUCACAUUAACUAUUAUAUCAACUAUAUAUACCGUAUUUUUCGCUCUAUAAGACGCACUUUUCCCCUCCUAAAAAGUAAGGGGAAAUGUGUGUGCGUCUUAUGGAGCGAAUGCAGGCUGCGCAGCUAUCCCUGAAGCCAGGAGAGCGAGAGGGAUUGGUGCGCACCUGGCUUCAGGGAUAGCCACGAAAAGCCUACUGAGUGCAGCGCCCCUUCCAUUUCUCCUCCCGCUUUGCUUGGGAGGCGCUGCGCAGAGAGGGAGAGAAUUUUUUUUUUCUUGUUCUCCUCCUCUAAAACUAGGUGCGUCUUAUGGUCGGGUGCGUCUUAUAGAGCGAAAAAUACGGUGUAUAUAUAUAUAUAUAUAUAUAUAUAUAUAUAUAUAUAUAUAUAUAGAGAGAGAGAGAGAGAGAGAGGUUAUAUGUUUGAUUCCACUUGAGAAAUUGUUAUUUCCUUCUUGUAAAGGUGAUCAGAGCAGCCAAUGCAGGCAGCUAUUUCCAAAGUUUAAAAAUGGGCUAACAGCACAGUCCUAUAAUGUCUAUUUAGAAGUAAGCCUGGUGGAGGUAAGAAGGAUUUACUUCUAGGAAAGUGGGUCCUGUAUAGAAUUACAGCCUACUUCACCUUGGUUUUGAAGGUUAAUAAAACUGAAUGAUUUUUAGGCUCUUUGACAGUUAUGCAGGAUGUGCAGAACUAUUAAUAUUCUGCACCAAGGAAUCCCAUAUUUAGCAUUUUAAAAUAUAGCAAAUUUUCAUUUAAUGUCAAGCUUUGUUAGAACAGUGCAUUCAUUUGUGCUAGAUUGUGCUUCUGACACGAGAUGGUUUUAUUUGGGGUCUGUGGUAUUUGCUGAUAGAGCUCAGCAAUUCAAUUUGCCCAACAAGGGGGAAAGACUGCAGUUGCAAGAAACAACAUUUUACAUGUUGAUGUAUCAAGAACUACUAUAACAUUUUGCAAAUGAAACAAGUAGGUUAAGAUUUGUUAUUAAUGACGUCUGACGUGGGGUGGUUUUUUAUGUUGUGGUAUGUGGGGAAAUAGAGAUCUGCACACUUCUAUUUUAAACUGGCUUUAGAUCUACCAGUGAAACGCACUGUGUGGGAAACUUACUCUGGUUGCUGCUAGUGAGAACAUGGCUAGUAGUGUGCAUUCCACUGCACUUUUGGCAGGGGCUUCUGGGACAGCACAUCUCCUUUCACACUGUUACAGCCCAGUGGAACCUCUCCCAAUCCUAACCCCUGCCAGCAACAUGGAUUAGUGGUUAGGGUUGCUCUGAUCACAAAUAUAUUGCAACUGCAACAUUAAUAAACAGUUACUAGUGUAGGUGUUACUUUCCUUACCCUUACACAAGUUUCUUUGUCUGCAUAUUAGUAGUAUAUAUUGUAACAAUGGCCCCUUUUAACAGUAGGUAUAUUUGUAGCUAUGCUUGCAUAAAGCAAAAGUGAUUCAUAUGGUAACAUUUCAUAAAUAUAUUAAACUAUGUUUUUAGGUGUCCACUUACACAUGAUACAUUAAAUGUUUAUAGAUGAGUAAAUUUAGCUUGGGUUUGAUAAGAAACCACACCAAAUAAAAUAUUGAACAUAUUUCAAAACAAACAAAAGUUACUGGAGAAAAGCUCUGUGACUUCAGACUUUCCCAUCAUUGUUCUCUGACAUCACUACUUCUGACAGUACAGUGGUGCCCCGCAAGACGAAUGCCUCGCAAGACGGAAAACCCGCUAGACGAAAGGGUUUUCCGUUUUGGAGGUGCUUCGCAAAACGAAUUUCCUAUGGGCUUGCUUCGCAAGAUGAAAAUGUCUUGCGAGUUCCUGCGGGUUUUUUUCCUUCCCCCCCCUUUUUCCCAAGCCGCUAAGCCGCUUAUCAGCUGAUCCUAAGCCGCUAAGCCGCUUAACAGCUGAUCCGCUAAGCCGCUUAUCAGCUGAUCCGCUAAGCCGCUUAACAGCUGAUCCGCUAAGCCGCUUAUCAGCUAAUCCGCUAAGCCGCUAAACCGCUUAUCAGCUGAUCCGCUAAGCCCGCUAAGCCGCUAAUAGCGCUAAUCCGCUAAGCCGCUAAUGGGCUUGCUUCGCAAGACGAAAAAACCGCAAGACGAAGAGACUCGCGGAACGGAUUCUUUUCGUCUUGCGAGGCACCACUGUAGCUUUUAGUAAAAAAAGUUAUUGUCACUUUGUAGGCUCCUGAAUUCCACUAAGUAGCUUGUACUCUGAGAAGUAUCUUUUGCAUCUGCGCAUCUACCCUAUAUUCUUAUUUUAAAAGGUUUAUUAAGAGAAACUCUUAUUUUUGUAGGUAAAGACAGAGUGUUCAAUACUCCUUUAUGCGAACAAGGAAUUGUAGGAUUUGGCAUUGGAGUUGCAGUAACUGGUGCUACAGCCAUUGCAGAAAUUCAGUUUGCUGACUAUAUCUACCCUGCCUUUGAUCAGGUUGGUGCAUAAUCUAAGAUGCUGAAAAUAAGAAUAACAGUUUAUUGUUAUUUUUCCUUAAAGUAAUGAAAAGCUGAACAGAAAUGGGAUUGGACAUGAGGGAGGCUGAAGCAGAAUGUCAAUAUGACUGCACUAGGUGGGGAUGCUGAUAAGGUUUUGGCACUUUGCAUGUUACAUGAAGCACCAAAAUUGUAUGUGUGAAUGCAGUGGUGCCUGUGCUUGCUCUUCAUCCUUCUAACAUGCAAGAAGAAGAAGAAAAUUUACAGCUCUCCUGUGGGCAGAUAGUACGCUUGUAUCUCCUUAGAGGGGAAAUGUAUGAGUCCCCUUGCAGACAUUUCAAAAAGUGGUGCAAAGUAGAGGUGUGAAUGCAAUUUUGGUGCUACUUCUUGCUGCUGCUUGUAAUGUGAGGCAGCCCUCAGUGAAAAAGUAUUGGAGCUAGGCUAAAAACUGAACAUUUGUAUUUAGCUUUGACUUUGGCUGUUGCAUACUUGAUAAAAUGUACUUUGUUACAGAAAUAAUAAAGAGCAACACAUAAGGGUAAUUUGUAGGAAUCAGAUACUAGAAAUCUGUGUUACAUCUGUAGCUGGCUCAAGGAAGUGUGUUGCAAAGCAAAGAAAAUGAUGUAAAAAUUUAUUAGCAUUUGGUUUUAAGAUUUGGGGUGUCUGUUCCUGCUUAAUAUUGUACAAUGGAACAUGAACGAUCAAAAUGCAUAGUAUGUGUGUGCCUGAGUACAUUCAAGAUUAAUUAAAUAAAUGUAUCUUCCCCUCAGAUUGUUAAUGAGGCGGCAAAGUAUCGGUAUCGCUCUGGAAAUCUCUUUGAUUGUGGAAGCCUCACUAUAAGAGCCCCUUGGGGUUGUGUGGGUCAUGGUGCAUUAUAUCACUCUCAAAGCCCUGAAGCAUUUUUUGCUCAUUGUCCAGGACUAAAGGUAUGGUAAUUGGAUAAAUGGAUUUUAUUAUAAUUGGUGUGGAUUUACCAUUAUGGUUAACUAUUCCUCAUGGGAGGCUCUCUGUGACUUAAGCAAUUGCCAUGUUACCUUGUGAAUGAAUAUGGUGAUGUUUGCAGAUGGACUCUGUAGAUUCCCUUUUCUGUUAACAUGUUUUGACAUGUUAACUAAUUUUUCACAUGGUUCCUUUAUGUAUAAGGAUCACUACUAAUGUGGUAGCAGAGUACUGUGAGGACUUCACCACCCCAGAAUUAAAUGCUAAAAUUAAAUUAAAACCAAACAUUUGAAUUGAGCUUGAGUCUUCAUUGAAGAACGAAGUGCUACGCUAUCAAAUAUGCAUUAAAAAGUUGCAGCUCACAGUCAGUGGACUUGUGUAUUGCAGUUAUUGCUGGAAUGUAUCACUUCAGUCUGAAAGUAGGGGAUCACUUCUUUGUAUGAUUAAGCUGUUUAUACUUCACACAAAAACGAGCAUGGUUUAGAGAAGAACUUACGAAAUCUCUUGGGAAAUCUUUAGGAACUAUCAGCUGGGAACCUUUUGCCAGCAUGGCUACUUGAGUAGAGUCCCUUUAUUACUCUCAGGUUUGAAGAGUGAUGAUUAGAGCUGCCUUUAAUAAACUCGUAACAGAUCAAAUACCAGUGUACUUGAAUCAAACAGAAUUGUCAGAAGACAAUUAUACUGUCAGUCGAAUGGUAUUGCUUUUGAACAAGUGCCACAAUCAGAAUUUCAGUUGAUAUUUAGGGCAGACUGCAUUGGCCUGAGUUUAGCUUCUGAUGUGCCUUAGUGUUUUGCCCUCAAUUUAUUGGGGCAAGUAGCAGAUAAAGUGUAUAGGUACAGCAGUGUCACUGGAUAAUAUUUUGAGGAUUAUAUUCAAGCCUGUUCUAAAAGCAAUGCAAGAUAGGCAUACAGUGAUGUUUCAGUACUGUGCUUCUGAGGCUCUUUUUGUAAGUUUGUUCAAUCUUGGUUUGUUCCACUGUAGUUUGUGCCACACCAGUUUUAAUUGCUACUGAAGCAAGCCAGUUUAAAAUGUAGCUUGAGCCAUUAGUCUUCUUUGAAGAAAACCAUAGAGAGACUGUUUGUGUUGUUGAUUUGUAUAUACCUGAUAACUACUCUGAACUCUGACCAGAUGUAGAUUUUUUUAUUCUAUAAUGUGCUCAUAUUUCAGAAAAAAAUGCACUGGAUGCAGUGGUCACAGUAGAGAGCUGUAGGCUCUUUCAGGUAUUUCUGAGCUAGUUUUGAUGAUUGAAUAAUGGUGGUUAUUAAACUUUGAAUAGUAAUAGUAGUAUAAGAAGGUGAUAGGUAUGCUACGUUGCUUCUGUAAUUAGCCUCUUAAUAAGCAAAGUAUUUUGUUUUGUAGAUUUUCUUAUUCUAUCUUUUUUCCAGGUUGUUGUUCCAAGAGGUCCUGUAGAAGCCAAAGGACUAUUGCUAUCAUGCAUAGAAGAUAAAAACCCUUGUAUAUUCUUUGAACCUAAAAUACUGUACAGAGCAGCAGGUAAAGGCUUUUAUGCACAACAUAAAAAUAAGUGAAUGAAGAUGAUGUUCUGUAUAGGCAUAUAAGGAAGCAUGGUCUAUUUGAGCAGCCAGCUUAAAUUACUCAUUUCCUUAUUUUGUUUAUCGAACAUUUGCUUGGAUAUGAAGAAAUAGUUUAUUUAAAGCAUACUCCUGUGUGUUUAUUCAUAUGAAAGAAUACUACUAAUAAUGUCCCACUGUGUUGAGUCCUGUUGGUGGUGGUGCACAGAUAGUUUGCUAUUGUUUGUUUAAGAUCUUUGAAAGAAAGAUUUCCUGCCUGACAACUAUGGAUUUGCCUCCCUUAUCUUAUUAAUAGGCUGAAGGUUGCCUGAUCAGCUGGAAGGUAGCCUUUUAUUAAUGACUGAAGAAUGAAAUAGGACUAUUUCACUGUUAAGGGUAUUUUACUAUAAUAAUGGCCCAGGGUAUCUGUUUAAAGAGGUUUAAGUUGGCCAUAGUAGUUUGAGCUUGUUUCAGACUUUAUGAAAUAGGAUUAUUUUCACUAAUCAUAUUUAAGAUUAGAUUUCUCAUUCAGCUAUAUCUGCAAUUAAUGGAAACAUUCAAUUUCUUUAUCACAGCUGUCUUAGAAGAAGUGAGGUGAACAGUGAGCAUAAGCUGCAACUUGCUGCGGCUCAUCCUUAUAACUCUAAACUAUGGCUUAGUAUUAUAUGUGAACUGGGCCUGUACCUGUUAAAGCGUUUGCUCGAGUGCUGAAUCAAUGUUCUCUUAUUUAUCAAAGGAACAAUGCAUUUAGUACAAACAGUCAAGAAAGAACUUGGGUCUUAAUAUAUGUAUCAUGUGGGGGGAGGCUCUCAAUUUUCAGUUAGGCUAGAAAUGGAGGUUUUGGGCUAUUUUCAAGGCAGACUAUUCAGGUGUGAUCCAGCUUCUUGCCCUGAAUACAUACACCUGUGGCUUUAGGUAGUCUUCCUGCUAGCAUUUUUUUUAAUGUUUGUUUUUACUCUAGUUUAAUGCACCAUCAAAUCUAAUGCUCCAUCGAAUCUAAUGUGCACCUCAAUUUUCAGAACCUUGAAACCCCAAAAAGUAUUUGCUAGCAAAUGUAAAUGUGCCAUCAAAUCUAAUGCGUGCCUUAAUUUUCACACUGUAAUUUGGCCAAAAAAGGUGAGCAUUAGAUUUGAGUAAAUACAGUCAUAUACAAAAGAGUCGAAUUUUUCACGUUUUCAUGAUGAAAGGGUAAAAUAGUACAUAUUUCCUGUUGUUGAAAAUAUUGAUGUGCCAAAAAUAAGAGAGAGAAGGAAAUAAGCUGUUUGUCUUUUUAUUAGGUGCAUAAUUUAUAAUAUUGGUGAAAAAAUACACUUUUGUACCUUUGAACAAGGUUUUUAGUUUAAUUUUUAGCAAGACUUGUCAGUGUGCAUUGUCUUGUAAAUAUAUUGAUGCAGGAGGAAGCAAUACAAAGUACUAUGGUGAAUACAGAAGUCAGUUAUUUUAAUAAUAGCAACAUUUUAAAACUGCUUUAUUCAAAAUAUAAGAAUUGUUUUAAACAAAACAUAAAUUUUACAUAGAGGUGUUUGGUUUGUUUAUUUUUAAACUAUAUUUGCUAGUGAAUCAAGAGCACAUAGUGGUAAUUCAUAGGAAACAAUGAGUCACCUUGACAUUAUCAGGUUUAAGUAUCUUGUGGAGAGAGUAUUCUUAUGGCUUAUGACCUUUUCAGUUUCAUUUAAUUCUAUCAUAUAUGACAUGAGUGGUGCAGAAAUGAUUUGCAUCAGUGGUUGUUAUAGUGACAUGGCAGGUAAGAUGGGAAAAACUAGCUUGUUUUUAAUCAGCUUUUAAAAUGCCCUGUCACAAAGACGUGUUUUUCUAUUGCAAUUAAUUGUAAAUAAAAUCAAACACUAGCACUGCCAAAUGCAUGACUUUGGAUUUAUGAAUAUUCAUAGAAUGUUAGUUGGAGGAAGCUUUGCAGGUGAGAAAUAAUCAUGCUAAUAACAAUUGACAAUAAUAAAAAGGAGCCCAGGGCAGUAAAGAACAAAGCUGCAAAACAAUACAAUUAAAAGUAAAAUAAAAACAUAAUCUAAAGCACCUGAAAACCUUUUUUUUAUAAAGCAGUCUUGUAUCCUCACAGCUAAUAAUUACAAGUUUGAUGUGGACAACAUCUUUCAGUUAUAAAAUGCUUGAGUGAACAGGAACAUUUUGAACUUUCUCUUGAAUGUUAAUAAUGAGGAAGAUAGGCACACAUCACCGAGGAGGGCAUUCUGCAACCGGAAGCUGCCAUUAGUUCUGUGCAAAGGGUGAUUAACUUAACAGUGCUGGGUUGAAAGGGACAUUAAAUGCUAAUUAACUUGUCAUUUCUGAUAUAUCAACACAAGUUACUCACUCCAUAGCUGCAGGAUGUUCGUAAGGGGUUUCUGACCAAACAUGACAUAGAGCCAGGCGACUAAGCUGUCACUAGCGGGGAAAGGGGGCAAUGUUUCCCAGGAAAUGCAAAUUUAGACUUAAUCCAGUUACUGGUGGAAGAUGUUUGCCAGAGGAUGUCCUCCGAGCCAAACAAGAGCAUAUGCUUGCAUUAGAUAUGGCAAAGGUUCUGAGGGCUAAUGAGGCUUGUGGUCUAUUAAAAUAAGCCAUUCCUUGCACAGGUACUGUACAGUUAUUUCCGUGGGAGAAGAUUUGGCUUAAACCACAGUUUUUUCUGAUUCCUUUGCCAUGGCACUGCACUCAUACCUCAGAGUAAAGCUAACAUAGUCACAUCAUUCCAGGGCAUGUGCAAAGUUCCAGCUGAGCCAAGCAUUUUGGUAAUGCUAGAUAACUGGUUCCAUUGAUUUUUAUUGUUAAUAAAGUUCUAAUUUCCAGCUGAAAUUAGACCUCAUGUUACAAUAUCUAUUUAAAAAUCACAGGAUUGUCAUUAUGCAAACUUUGGCCUUUGCAGUGGGAGACUUGGGUUCCAACAAUUAUAGCUACAUGAAAUUAAUUGGAUGGCUUUUGGUGAAUCAUACACUCUCAACCUAGCUUACCUAAGACCAGAGAUUCUCAAAAUUUCUAGCUCCAGGGUCGUCUUGAGAUGGCUGAAAGUAACUGAAGCCCACAAGUCACAGUAUGGUGGCAGAUGGAGGCAGAGUGUUGCAUAAACCCGAAAUUACUGAUAUCAUUUUCUAUACGCUUCUGUCUAACCCAUAUUUGAAAACUAUUAUAUCCUGUACCACAAUGUUUUUCUUAUGACAACGAGCACCACAGCCCAGCUCUCCUCAAGCUAAGUAAUGAAUAUUUGCUUUGGAGGUAUUGUGACCAGUGGUGGAGCUUCAGGCUCCAGCAUCAGGGAACGGAGAGCAGGCGGGGACGGGGCGCCCAGCGCGGGUGGGGGGGGGGCCCAGCCGUGAUGGCACCCUGCCAAUUUCCCCAUUUUUACCCUGAGUGCUUCUUACAUUUAGGCAUUUCCUGUAAAUCCUUCUCCCAUUCUCCUUUCAUACUUGUACCAUUCUGCUCCCCACCUUCAAAUUGCCGGUUUCUGGAAGUAAGCAUAGAUUAUGCUGUAUUGAACUUGUUUGUAGAUCUUGAAAUCACAACAACAAUUUGUGGUCAUGGGGAAGGGGACGUACGCAGGCCUGGGACUUGCUGUGGCUUGUUCACGUGAUGUCUGAAUGUGGCAACUAUCUACAAACUUAUUAACUUAUCUCUGCAGUCAUGUGGCUUAGAAAUUUGCUUCUUCUGUUGUUAAAUGAAAGUACAGAUACUUAGGAAACUGAAUUCUGUGGUCAUUCUGGAAUCCCACGAAGGUAGAGCCUACAUGUUGGUAACAGAAUUUAUGAUUUAAUCAGUGUACUUAUCCCUUCAAGGAAAAGAAGCUGGUACAGCCAAUUUAGAGCAGGUGAUAACUUGUGGUUGCAGGACUAUAGCAUUUCAGAGUUGCUGCCAAAUAUGAGGUUUUGAAGAAGCAGUGUGUAAAAGGGCCUCAUUGUCCAAAGGGGAAAAUACUUCUGCAGCUUUAAUAGAAGCAUACAAGGAAAGAUUGACAAUUAUUUUCAGAAUAAUUUACUAUAUAGCUGUGUGUUAUUCUGUGGGUUGCUAGAGUGACUAAAAUUACACCUGGAAACUAUAAUUGAAAAUGCCCAGGCUGGAAUAAUUACUUCACCAGUAUUAUAUAACUAAGAGCAGAUGUCAUUGUUAGUGGGAAAAUGGUGUGAAAGAGCAUUUACAUCUAAAAUUACCAGCAUUCACAUAUGAGCACUGAUAUAUUUAGGCUGUCUUUUGAUUUCUUUGGUCUUUCACUGUAUUGAGUUAAGCUAAUGAGGUAAAUGGGAAUCAUUUAAAGCUAGAGAAAGUAGCUUAUUUUAUUUUAGCAGAAGGUUUGGCUGAGAAUGGUCAAUAAUAUCGAAUGAUGCAACAUAUUUCAAUGAAAAUGUGAACAUCACAGACUCCUGUCUGUUCUUUGCAGUAAUAGAAAGCCGCUGCUGAGGACUGGGGGGCCCUUGGGAAUGGAUGUGAUUUGGCAGGAGGCUGCAGACGGGGAGUUGGGCAUUGGGAGAAAUAGCCAUUUGGAUCCAAGCCUGUAUCUUUCAGUACAAUUCCCAAUCCAUAGCUGUUCCUUAGAAAUUACAGGGUUGCUAUUGUGGAAUUAACCUGUAAAUAAACUAGAAAUGAAAACAUACAACAAUGUGUUGUUUUUGUUUUUGCUUCUGAUAAUUGUUUCAAAUUGUUAAAAGAAUGGAUACUGGUACUGGAAAUAUACCAUGUACAGUAUCAGGCAAGCAGAGACCUCCCUUUGCUAUUGGGGGUGCCUUGCCACUGUGCAGCCUGUAUCUCCUGGAACUUCUUGCAGCCUCAGCCUCACCUGUUCAGUUUAUAUUCUUGGGUGCUUUGUCAUAUGCACCUGCUAUUAAUUAAUUAAUUUCAAAAGAUUUAUAUAUUGCUUGAUUGUAAUAAAACCUCAAAGUGGUUAUGUAACUCAGGUCAUUGAAUCUUGACUAUGGGAAAACAGUUUUCUUUCGUACUCCCAAGGUAUGUUCAACUAACACAAAACCAUGAGUAACACAAUGCAAAUUUUAAAUCAUUAGCGUUUAGCAUCUAGCUGUUUAGCAGCUGGAGAAUCUAACCUACAUUGCUUUGCAUUUAUUCAGUGGAGCAAGUCCCUGUGGAGCCAUACUACAUUCCACUCUCUCAAGCAGAAGUCCUUCAGAAUGGAAGUGAUGUUACACUGGUGGCCUGGGGUACGCAGGCAAGUAAGACUCUGAUGGAUUUUUAAAGAGAAAUUGUCUCCUGAAAAAAUGUUCUUUGAAAUGCCCUCCAGAUGAAGUGGACUACAACUCCCAUGAUCCCUGGCCAUUGGCUAUGCAGACUAGGGAUCACAGUAAUCUAGUACAUGUCAUCCAGACUUAAUGGCACAUUCCUAACUCCCACCCCUUGCCAGUGGGGCUUGGUGAAGCCCCUGCCACAUCCGCAGCCCUGCUGCUCAUUUGAGGGACAGCAGAAAUUGGGAGUAGGGAGAAGGAAGACAGGAUGAUUGGGCCCAGUGCUGUUGUGUGAUGGCUGUGAGACCAGCCUUGAAUGCCCUGUUUUAGGCCUUUUCGUUGGCUCCUGUCCAUGUGUUCAGUGACUGGUAGGUUGAGCCAGGAGAGCUGGGUAGUGCAAUGCCUCCACCUAAUCCAACUCCUCCCUUUUCCCAGCAUAAGGUGGGUUUGGAUUACUCUGUGUGGAGGUUCCAAUGGAAGCAGUGCGAAAAGUUCAUCAUGACUUAAGUCCCAUUUAUUUCAGUGGGAUCUUAGGGCAGCUAACUAUGGCUCCAAUCCACAGUCUUUAUCUAACAAGUGAAACUUAAAUACUUCAGUGCAUUGUGGAAACCUUUAAAUUAAACACAUAUAGCAUCAAUUCUGUUUUUAUUUUUGAAAAAAUAUAUAUUUCUGAUUGAGGCUGUCGUGCUAAGAUAAGUGCAGUAUGCAUGUUGUGAAAUAUUCAAAAGCACUCUCUAAGUGUUGCUGAAAUGAAAUUUCAGUAGCCUGCAUAUCUAAUAUACUAUUGCAUGUUUUCACCCAAUAUUUAGGUUCAUGUUAUUAAAGAGGUAGCAGUUAUGGCUCAAGAAAAGCUUGGUGUGUCCUGUGAAGUAAUUGAUCUGAAGACUAUUCUGCCUUGGGAUGCAGAGACUAUAUGCAAGGUAGGUACAUAUGGCACAUUAGCGCAUUCAAGCAUUUCAGUUAUUUUCUCAUAUCAUAGGUCUUUGUGGAAUGACCACCACUAGAGGCCUCUAUUAGUUCAAGUUAAAACUGAGUUUUGGCGCUGUUUUACUGACUACUAUACUGUGAAGACAGAAUUUCAGCUUGUUCCAAAAUAAUUUUGAAAGUCUAAUCUAUACUGUUCAGUCAUAUGAGAUUGUGUAAAAUAUUGUGGUACGUUAGCUUCUUAGGUAGAGAUGGGUAGUCAGAAGGCUACCUGGAAAACAUGAUGGUUAUAAUCAGGGGAGUGGUACCUGUAUUCACAGUACUGACUUGAAGAGAAACCUGUAAUCUAUUUUCUGAAAUAUAUUAUGUGUAUUUUUUUCUUUAUAAUUUUAAAAAGAGUUUUUUUCUUCUUUAGAACUUUUAGAAUAACUGGCUAAUAAUGGGGCGUGUUGGGGGAGGGGUACUGCCUCUGGUGGGGGACAUGUUAUGCUCCUUCUGGGGUAGUUUGUCCACUUUUGGUCCCCACCCUGCACUUGUGCUUCCUAGAAGUGGCAGCAUGCGACAGUGUGCACACCCUGGGGAAAAACUUUGAUUGGCCUGCUAGACCAGGUAAAGGUAGGUGAUGGGCUUAGUUUUAAAAUGCAUCCUUAUCUUGUCAUUCAUUUUUUCUGAAUCUCUGAACAUUUGGAGAAUGAGUGUGACCUUGUCAAAUGUGGGACACCCUCUCCCUCAUUCCUGUGAUGAGUAAAGUUUCAUUUAUUGAUUAUAUUUUACUUUAAAAUGUGUGUGUUGCCUCUCCAAAUGCUUGAGAUCGCAUAAAAAGAAAAUAUUUAAUAAAUUUUUUUUCAAGAUACAACAACGAAAUGCAGUAUCGGGAGCUUUGGGUUGGUGCAGCAUAGAAGCAUAGAAGGAUAGCUUUGUCUCUUUUUUUAAAAAAAUAAUAUUUAUUAUUUUUCCAAAAACUUAAACACUAAAAAGACAAUACAAUACAAUACAAUACAUUAAACUAACAAAACAAAACAAAAACAAUAAAAUAAAUCAAACAAUUUCAUUAUCCCAUCUUUCAUUCACUUAUUUCCACGACCUCCUCACACCUCCCUUUUCGUAUUCCACUUCUGUUUAUUAUUUCAGCAAUUCCUUUCCAUCUUCCUCUGUUUUCUAUCCUAUAAUUAUCUUAACUCAUUCUAACCUUAUUUUUUCCUUUAAUGCUCUAUUAAUCUAUCUGUACUUAAUUCCUUAUAACAUUUCUACUAAAGCCAUAUAACUUCAUUCCAACAUUUCUCUAACAUUCAUUAAUUUUACAGUAUUUCUGUAAAUAGUCUUUAAAUUCUUUCCAAUCUUCUUCCACCGACUCUUCUCCCUGGUCUCGGAUUCUGCCAGUCAUUUCCGCCAGUUCCAUAUAGUCCAUCAACUUCAUCUGCCAUUCUUCCCGGGUGGGUAAAUCUUGUGUCUUCCAAUAUUUUGCGAUGAGUAUCCUUGCUGCUGUUGUUGCAUACAUAAAGAAAGUUCUAUCCUUCUUUAACACCAAUUGGCCGACCAUGCCCAGGAGAAAAGCCUCUGGUUUCUUCAAAAAGGUAUAUUUAAAUACCUUUUUCAUUUCGUUAUAAAUCAUCUCCCAGAAUGUCUUAAUCCUUGGGCAUGUCCACCAAAGGUGAAAGAAUGUGUCUUCAGUCUCGUUACAUUUCCAACAUUUAUUUUCGGGCAAAUGGUAAAUUUUUGCAAGCUUGACUGGUGUCAUGUACCACCUAUAAAUCAUUUUCAUUAAGUUUUCUCUUAGGGCAUUACAUGCCGUAAAUUUCAUACCUGUGGUCCAUAACUGUUCCCAGUCAGCCAUCAAUAUGUUAUGUCCAACAACUUGUGCCCAUUUAAUCAUAACUGAUUUCACCGUUUCAUCCUGAGUGUUCCAUUUCAACAGCAAGUUAUACAUUUUUGACAAAUUCUUAAUUUUUGAAUCUAACAAUUCUGUUUCCAAUUUUGAUUUUUCCACCUGGAAACCAACUUUUUUGUCCAAAUUGUAUGCCUCCAUUAUUUGAUAAUAAUGGAGCCAAUCUCGCACUUUAUUUUUCAAUUUUUCAAAGCUCUGCAAUUUUAUUCUGUCUCCAUCUUGAUCCAGAAUUUCCCAAUAUUUCGGCCAUUUGGUCUCCAUAUUGAGCUUUUUCUGUUCCUUCGCUUCCAGAAGGAUAGCUUUGUCUCCUUCACUUCCAGCUUUUCUGUCUUGUUUGGCCAAGUACAGGACUGUUUAUUUCUGCUACUAAUUGCCGGACCCUUCUCCAGCUGCUGCUAUGCACUUCUGAAGAGUAAUUAAACAUGUGUUUUUUCUUUUUAAAAUACUUUUGUACUGCACACAUAUUACACAUUUCUCAAGUGAGGAAUGUUGACAACAGCAGCUGCAUGUGCCCUAGUUGUCAGUAAAUAAUUAAAUUCUCAUCAUUAAUUUUGCUAAUUCAGAUAGUUUUUCAUGCAUUUUUUUUUUUUGUUAUUUUCCCCAUUUAAAGCUUCCUCUUUCCACAUUGGUAGAUUCCUCUUUUUGUAAAUGUUCUUGUAACAAGUAAAAUCAGGACCACCUGCUUUAAUGGCACCACAAUUAAACUCAAGAUUCCUAAUGACAUUUUGGGAAAUUUGAAGCUGCAUGAUAUCCUGCAGCAACAUACAAGAAGGACUACAAAGCAAUGAAAAUGGAGCACAAAGAAUGCAAUUUUAAAAUAAAAUGUCAGCCGUUGCUAAUCAGGUUCUCUUCAGAUAUUUUGGGCCAUAACUCCAAUGUUAACUGCAAGAUUGCACCAGAUUUAAUUACUUGAAAAGACUGUCCACCAUGCCUCGCAAGAGCUUGACAGCCCUGUGCUGUGCGGAAUUGGAGAACAGUCAGUGGUGGAAAUCUAACACGCAACGUUAUUUGAACUCUUAUUAUUUCCAUAAACUAGAGGAGAUUAUAUCCACAGACAAACGCCAAUUAAGGGAUUGGUGCCAAGUGAUCAAAUCCUCUAAAUCAGGCAUUUCCAACUCAGAAGAGAUUGUGACCUGCUCCCAGUAUAAAAAAAACUGGCAGUGAUCUACCCAUUGUGAUUGGAGGGAGGAGGAGCGUGGGUGGGGUGGGUGGAUUGCCCAGAGUUGUUGAGCUUUUUGGGGGAAGGAAUGCACGGAGUAUUUUAGCUUCCCCCCAUAAUUUUGUACACAAUAACAAUCCCGUGAUCUACCAGGAUCAGCAAGGGAUUAGACAUCCCUGCUCUAAAUGCUCUCCUUGGUUCCUCCUAAAAACAGUCCAUUUUAGAGCCAGUUACCUGUCAAAUCUCUGGCCAGCCUCGCUUAGAUUCACUUUUACUGAGCUAUGUUUUCAAGCUAUACACUCCGCUGUCCUAAACGGACAAUAUAACAGGGAACUAUUCGAAGACAGACUCUGUAUAUGUGGGCAACCGCAGAUGGAAGACGUCUUGCAAUAUUUUCUAUAUUGCCCACUAUACAUUGGACUGAGGAGGCAAUUUAUCACCUUACCAUCCGUACAGGAAAAAUGUCUCUUCCCAGCAGAGAAGAUCCUAUGACUUCUUAGCGAUGUAAACACUUCAGUGACUCAUAAAAUUUGCUUUGGCGGCCAAAAAGAUCACAAUGAAGACCCUGGACAAUAUAGCAGUGAACUGUAAGGGAGAUGCAAAUAUCUAAAUAGAGACAUUUAUUUGUGGUGCGACACCUCUUUUGCUUGUAUUUAUUUUUGAUUCAGAUUUGUCCUGGCCAAUGGCUAGUACAAUAAAGUUAUUUGGAUUGGAUUGGACUACAACUCCCAUCAAUCUAGGUAACAUAGCCAAUGAUUGGGGGUGAUGGAAGGCUGAUAUAUGUGAUAGGAAGUGCCAGAAAGCAGUAGAUUUCUGCCAUGUGUGCACAGCAGAAUUAAUGUGUAUGUCUCACAUUAGAUAUCAUGCUGCAAUCUAUACCAAGUUUCCAGGCAGUAAGCCCCACUGAAUUAAUAGGAUUGAACUGUUAAUGCAGGGCAUAUUGUCUUGAUGAAUGCCCCUCAUAGAGCCAAGCAAUUCUCUAGAAAUCACUUGGGUUUGAAUGUAAGACUGUUAAGGGUUAUCUUUUUGUAUUCAGCAUCUAAAGAAUUUUGGCUUGCAUUUAAACUAAUGAUAUCAUGUCAGUGCUUUGUAUUUGGAGACAGUCCUUUCAGUUUAUGUAUAGCUGUGCCAUACAUCCCCUCCUCCCUAACUAAUUCUUGAUACAGGGUAGAUUUAUCUUGUAGCUUCCUCUGUAGCUUUUAGCAAAUGGAAAGGAAUCCAGGAACCUUUGGUUUUCCUGACUGUCUUUUUGUCUAAUGACAGUAAAAGCCAAUGUUUGCCAUUGAAACGGUCUCCCUUGGGAGGUUGUGGACUCUCCUUCAUUGGAGGUUUUUAAGCAGAGGUUGGAUGGCCAUCUGUCAUGGAUGCUUUCGUUGAGAUUCCUGCAUCACAGGGGGCUGCGCAAAAUGAACAUCAGGGUCCCUUCCAACUCGACAAUUCUAUCAUUCUAUCACUGAGCUGGAACACAGCAUGCAGUUAAUAAGAUACAGCUUUUAUGGUAGUUUGAUAAACCCAGCAAAAUCUGUGGAGUUUCUGUGAAAACCUUUGUGGCUUUCUGAGGAAAUCCCAGCCCUAUACCUGCUGCUAUCAUGUUCCUUAAUCACGAACGAAUAAGGCAACAAGAAUGUCAGUUCUUGGCUGCAAAGAGAUCAUUUGCUUCUGAACUAGUAAAAUGUUGGACACUCGUAACUGUGAUAACUGCAGUCUUUUAAAAAAGUAAUUUGGAACUUUUAACUUGUUCAUUGAUUUACUGGUGUUAAUAGAAAAUUAAGACUGAUCCAUUGCAUGGAUGAAUCUGCAGGGUUUUUCACUCUGUAUUGCAUUAAAUUCUUGUAGCAAUUACUGUUGUUACAUUUCUUAUAGAAUUUUAACUGUUGCUGGAUAAACUUUGGAUAUUUUAGAGCAACAAUUUAGCUUUUAGGAAUAUUUCUGCAAGUAUGCUUAUUAAAACAUGAAAUUGCAUGUUCUAUUUAUACUAUGCAUCUGAAAGAUCAUUGUUUUAAAUUAUUUUAUCUUUGCAGUCGGUGGCAAAGACUGGACGGUUGCUGAUUAGCCAUGAAGCCCCUAUUACAGGAGGUUUUGCAUCAGAAAUUAGUUCAACGGUUCAGGUAAUCUGUUUUUAAGUACCAGAAGAUUAUUUUCUAGAAGGAUAUUUAUAGUGUUGAGAAUGACAUACUCAAAAAUAUAAUUAAGAUGUUACAGUUCUCUUGUGCAUGUUAAUUUUCCAUCGUUUUGGGAGUUGAGUGCUGCCUUGUGGUUGAAGGGAGAAUUGUUGUACAAACAGGGAAAUCUCAGUGUUCCAAGCCAUCAGUCUCAUUGUGGUUGCAUCUCAGUACUAUGCUUCUUUGUUGGCUUUCAGGCUUGUGUUUUCUGCUUUACUUCAUUUGUGUCUACUGUAGUGCCCAUGUAUCUCCUUGAGUCCUCUAGUUUUCCUUUGUCUUUAUCAAAGACAAAUUUUUAUGGAAUUUUGCUUGAGGAUUAAUUUUGUAGUGGUUGUAGCGAAACAGUAACAUAGGUACACUUACAACUAAGUGGUGACAAGUAAAUCUCUAGAACUGUCAUGUAUAGUACAGCUAAACAUUUGGAAGAAAUGGGCACUGAUGUGUGAAAAUGGGGUUCUCUUGAGUCUUGACUUGUUAUGGGUAUACAGGGAAGUUUAGAAGUUUCAGAAAGCAGAAGAAAGACUGUGCCACACACUGUGUUUUUCACAGCUGAUUUUAUUUUACAGUGGUGAUUAUGUUGUUACUUAAGUUUAUCCUUUUCAAAACUCAAGAUAAAACUUGCCUAUCCUGAAAAAUUCUGAUUUUGUUCAUAUUUGAAAAUAGAGUAUAUUAUUUAAACAGAGCAAUUUAUGACGGCUUGUUUUGAAAAUAUUGGUUUCAUUAUUCUUUUCAUAUAAACUGGAAACCCAUUGUUUACAUAGCCAUUUUCAUUUGGUACAGAGUUUAAUGCCCUUGAAUUUCUACUCUCUAUUACUUUAUUCAUCCCCCCCCUUUCAGUAAUUUUUAUAUAUGCAUUUUAUUAAAAAAUGACAACUGCAAAAGUGGGCAAAAGCUUUAUAAUUGGAUAUAAAAGCCUUUCUCCCCCUUCCUUUGUUGUCAUUGUCAUUUUUCAUAAAUUCCAUAUGUAAAAUCAGAUUUUCUGUCAUGUGAUUUAUGAAAUAUAUUGUAGGAGAACGUUAGUUUAGGCACACAAAAUAUUCAGCUUUAUUAUUAAUUUCUAACACAUAUUCACUUCACAGUGAAUGUAUUUUUUAAAGUGUUUGACACAUCUGUAUCAUGAAAAGAAAGCAAAAAUCCAACCCCCCCCCCCAAUCAAUAUUUUGCUGGAUGAAAUGCAUAGUAGGAAUGCCAAAAAUCUCAGGAUUGGAGUUGGCUUUUACUUUUGCACAUGGAAGUAAUAAAACUUAAAUAAAGGGAGUCCAAUUGCAGUAGAAAAAUUCUAUUUUCAUAUCAUUCAUCCUAACUGUGUGGCUAGAAGAAACUGAGUAACAAUAUGCAGGUUACCAUAAGAGUAUUAGCAUGCAUCACUUGGGGGGCACUUCUGGAUCUGUUACUGUCGCUUGAGGCUCAAGUGUUCUUGAUUCCACAGACUUCCUUCUAUAAUUUGCACCCCUGUCUGGACAGGAACAGCCUAACUUCUGUUGUCUACACUCUGGCAACUCUAGGCUAAAUUACUGCAAUGAAUUAACACAUGUGGCUGGGUGCCUUUGAAGACUGUUCAGAAACUACAGCUGGUCCUGAAUUCAGCGGCCAGAUUGUUGACUGGUGCAAGGUGGUCUGACAAUAUAAACCCAAUUCUGGCAUAACUGCACUGGCCACCAGUUGGUUUUCAGUCUUAAUUCAAAGUGCUGGUUUUGACCUCUGCUGUUCAGGAUCCUAAUAACUCAAGACUGUCUCUCCCCACAUGAACCAACCCAAAACUUGCGCUCAUCAUCCAAGGCCCUUCAUCCUGUGCCUCCUGUGAGGGAGGUUCAGAGGAUGUCAGCAUACCUUUACAGUGGUGGCUCCCUGCUUCUGAAACUCUUUCUCAAGGGAGGCAAUCCUGGCAUCAUCAUUUCUUACUUUUAGGCACCAGACCUUUGUUUUUUAAUUUAUCUGAUUUAUCUAAUUUAUCUCGCCUCCCUCAGUAGGCGAGAUACUUUAGUUCUGCCUUUUAAUUUUUCCUCUGUUUUUAAUAUAUGUAAGUUAAAUAAUAAUCAUUACUAUUAAUAAUUUUGCAUCUUAUGUCAGUGUGCACACACAACAGCAUGGUGUCAGCAUGGAUCUUAAAUAAAAGAGAGAGUCACAUUGCAAUCCCGGGCAUGUUAACUUUAAGUCAUGCUGAUUUCAGCAGAGCUUGCUCCUAGAAAAGUAGGUAUAGAUUGAAGCCUGAGUUAUCAAACUUAUCUUUUGCAUUGAUGUAAUCCUGAAGGAAGAUUUAAAAUAUUUUAAUGCAUAUCCUAGCGUUUAAUGAAGAUGGUGUAUGGAUUGCCUGCUAGUGGUGACUUAUUCCUGGAACUAUAAAUGUAGUUUUAUUUAAAUAGACUUUGUUCUGUUAAAAUGAAAAUGGAACAGAGAUGAAUUACCUGCCACACUGAUGCUCAUCUUUAAUUUUGAGAGCCAUAAGUUCUGUGUAUAGUGAAUUGAGCUCCAGGAAUUUCCAGCAGGGACCAAUAGUAUGAUUUGUGAAAAACUAUUGAGCCUACCUUUUACUUUUCUUGCCCACCAGAGUCAAUUCAUGUGGGUAUUGCCUGGAAAGUGUGGCUUUUAGAUAAUGAGCCUUCUGUCACUACACAGGUUGCAACAAAAGUAGAAAUAAACAUUUUUUAAAAGUUUGCUUUCCCAAUCCAAAGCUUUAUCUAAGUGGAUGCAGGGAAACAAUUUGUUUGCACAAUUAUCUGGUAUGUUGCAUCACAGAAACAUCCGUAAACUGUUAGAGCUUCAAAUGCAAAAGCUAAGAGCUAAUCCACAUUGUGUCUUUUUUGUCUAUGUGAACAGCCCUAGUCUUUCCUUUUAUACACUCACAUGGUGAAAAAUAAUGUCUGAACUAGUGGAAUGCAAUUAGUAAUGAGACAUACUUUCUGCUUUCCUGGUUAUCUUUCCUGGUGUAUUGGCAGUAAGACUUCAUGUAGCACAAAGUUUACUUGGGGUGGAAGGAUGUUGCCUGGGCAUAAUAUUUUAUAUCAAGACUUUGCUGAUCAUGAUGUUGCUUUUAACAAAUUAUGAAAGCGUUUGAUAACCUCUCACCCUAAAAGUGUUUCUAAAAGAGUGGCUGUUGGUGGUAUCUACCUGUCACAGAGUUGGACAUCUGUUUUAUGCUAGCAUGAUAAGGAGAUAGUUAUUGCUAAUCAUCAGAGGUUCCCAGCUCCUUUUAUUUAGUAUUAUUUAUAUAGAGCAUUUGUACCACAUUCUUCAACCAAAAAGGCUCCCAGAGCGGCUUACAUGAAAUCAGAACAAGACCCUCCCUAGCUGCAGGCUUAGAUUGAAACAAACAAAUAAAUAACAUACAGAGGAAAAGGGACAAGGAGGGAAGAUGAAAAUAAAACUCAAAACCCAGGCACCAAAUUAUAGACAGCUGCUCGUAUAUUGACCAGCUUCUUGCAUACUGUAGAGUUGCCAUAUUUCAAAAAAAGUUGUUGAGCUUUUUGUUUAGACCCCAAAAUUGUUGGGCUUUUUGGUGGAAACCUUUCCCUAAAAUAGUCAUUUUAAGCUUUUUGACCUGUUUCUGCUGCUUUUUCCAGUGCAUUGCCAUACACCCAGGUUUUCCCUGUCAUUUUGUCAAUUUGGCAAAAUUUCAUCAGAUUCCAUUUUUACACCUAAAGGCCAGGACAUGCUAGGAAUUUUCCUGGCGUAUGCCAAGCCUAGCAUACUUCAGAGGCUGGAGGUGCCUGAUGAAAUGACUGCCUCUAGAUGAGACAUGAGAGAAAAGAGGCCCGAUGGAGCUGGCCUGCCACAGCAGAGUCAAUGGAUUGAGCUCUGCUACUCAGCAGACCUGGAGCCACUUGAAACACAUUAAAUUUCCUAAAAUCUCAUUCUGUAAAACAGGGCCAGAUACUCGGGAUUUGCCAUACAGCUAAUUUUCUGUUUUGCUCUUUAAUCUUCUGCAGUUCAGCUGGCAAUAAUCACAACUUCUAAAAGAUUGUCGCAGUUCCAUAGAUCACAGUAUAAGAUAGUGUCCUUGGGUUGUUGGACAAAAUUAAUGAACUGUAAAGCAAUAAAAGAAGCCUGCGGAAUGGAAUAGAAGCCAAAUGGAAAAGAAAAGGAAGAAAGGUGAAAAGGGUGGCCUGGGGGAUGAUGAUAAGCAAGAAGAAUUGAGCUAUAUAAAAAGAAAGCAUUGAUAACAUGGGCUCUGAUUCAGAUGACUACAAAAAGGCGUUUCGUUAAGAAAAGCAUUUUGUUAAAAUUCCCUUGUGUCGAACUACAGUUAGCGUGGCAAGAUGCAUCUAUUUAAAAAAAAUAAAAUUCUGACAGCUACCUUUCCUGAGAUUUACUUUCUAUGUUUUGAUUAUGCAUGGAGUAAGACAGUCUUUGUGGGGCCACAUGAGGGUUUUUGUGUGUCAUGUUAGCAUAAAGUCUGCAUAAUGAUGUGAACCACCCACCCACCUCUCUUCUACCAUUAGUAUUGGGAUACAGAUUGUUAUUGGCUAUUGAAUAGAUCAAUAGAGUGUAACUUGUGAAAUGUGGGCCAUUUUUACUGAAAAUUUAUUUCCAUUUUGGGAUGUUCAGUUUGCCGUAGAUAUUUAUCUGCUUGAGGCAAAAUGAUUGUCAUAGUAGUACAUUUAUAUUUACUGACUGUGAUUUAUAACUCAAUAUAUGCCUGCCAAAGCAGAACUGGAAUAAAUAUGGAACUUUUGUUUUAAUGAGUUUCUUUCCUUUAGUGGGUUUAGCACAUGCCUCUGUUCAACUGUUAAUGUUCACUCUCCUAAAAUGUGUUUUGGGUUAUACUUGUUAUUUAGUAUAUAGUUGCAGCUGCAAAAAUAUAUUUGUAAUUCAAACCAAUAUGGUUGGAAAUACAGACCUAAACUUAAAUUUAACCUAGAUAAAUUAUAACAUGCUUGCUUGAAAUACCAUUAAUUCAAAGCAUAAUGGGAAAAGGACCAGGAUAACUCUUAAAUAAUGAGGGAUUCUCAUGCACAAAGUGAACCUUUGGAAAGUUUUUGUAGAAUUUUUCUGAAACUUAGAAAGAUUUUUUCAAUAUUAUAUUUUGUUAGAAUUUAACCAAUAAAAGGAACUUCAUUGAAAAAGCAUAUCAGACUAUGCAACUUAUGUUUUAUGAACUGGUGUAGUUUCCUUUUUUGUUCCAAAGAUACAUUAAAGUUUGGAUGCAUCAGCAUUUUCAACAAGUUUAUAAACUGAAUGAUAAUUUGGUAUCAGAGAGACAUAUGGAUUCUUUAGUAUACAUUCACAUCCUAUUUAGUUAGAAAAGAUUUUAUAAAGUACAGUGCAUUGCAUCAAUAAUCUGUAGUUCAGUUCUAGUGUUCUUUUUAAUCACUUACUUGGCUUCUGACUGGUUACAUGUAUGACUUUUAUUUAAUACAGAUUGAAUGUGACAGGACAUAGCUGUGAAAAUGUUCAAUAAAAUGCCUAAAGUCUUGCACAUUCUACAUGUCCCAGUUCCAAAAAUUAAGGCUUGAAAGCAUUUUAUUUUGUUUGGCAUUGUAAAUAAAAACCCACAUAAAUGGCUUUAAAUAUGAAAUUGUAGGAGUUACUGUUAAAUCUGCCAGUUUUAAAAGGUACCAUCUCAUACUAUAUACUCAUCCUAUAAAGAAAAACGAGAGCUCUCAGUUUACAAUAUGCCAGUUGUUUUGUAGAGAAUCCAUUCAUAGAUAGCUUCUGAGUAGGGCAUUCUUAUCUACACAUAAAUGCUGCAUAGUAAUGCUAUAUGGACUUCUUUCCCAGUUUUGGCAAAUUCAUUGAUGACAGAUUCUACCAAAACAGCAAAUGCUGUUCAUUGUUCCUCUCAAAGAGUUCCUUUAGAGGGCAAAAAGAUCCAAAAAAUACUAUAUUUAAGUGUAUACCUUCCGGACAUUAAACAUAUAUGUAGAAAUAGACUGCAGUCUUUUUUUGUGAGGUUGAAAAUAAAUCACUGCAUUUAUCUUACCAGAAUAAAAGUUGAUGGAGGAUUAAUUUUAGAAAGGGUUGGCUUACAGGAAAGUCUUUAUUCCAAAGUAGUUGCCAAAUUUUAAUGUUUCAAACACACACUUGCACAAUAUGAAAGUAGUUAAUGCUUUUAUUAAUUUUUAUAACUAUGUAAGGGCAUCCUAGAGUGUGGAAGUGUUACUUGGUAUAAUUUCAGUAAUUUGCAGUUCACAGAAAAGAUGCAUUUCAUUGACAAAGAUUUAUUUCAUUUGCUCACAAGGGGGAAUGACCAAAUGUGAAUAAUGAUCUUUCUCUUCAAUUAAUCACCUAGAGCAUCAAUCCACACACACACACACACACACACACACUUUGUAAGUACCUGGAAACAUAGACUGUACCACAUGCAAAACAUAACACUGAAUUAUUAGGAAGCUUUAGUUAACUCUGAAGACAUUAAUAGGAGCUAUUCCAUUUUUUUAAAAGUGAUACUAUGUAAUAACACAUUAUAGCAGGGUUAGCCUAUAUGGCACUCUAGAGUUGUUGCUAGACUGCAGCUCCCAUAGUCCCUGACCAUUGAUCAUAUUGCCUCAGGCUUAUAGGAGUUGUAGUCCAACAACAGCUGAAGACCACAUUGACUACCCCUGCAUUACAACAAUAGUAGCACCAUCAACCAAUGGUCUGGUUUGCAUGUCACUAACCAUAGUUAAGCUUAAUGUUUAAGUUUAACAGUGAAUAUGCGGCAUGCGUAAGGUGAUAAUCACAGUUGCAUUGUUUCUCCCAUACUGGGCAGUUUGGGACCUAGGCUUAGUGUUAUAUCCAAACCUAGGCUCAUGAUUUGUUGGGUGGUAAGCAAAGACGCGGGUGGUGCUGUGGGUAAAACCUCAGCGCCUAGGACUUGCCGAUCGUCAGGUCGGCGGUUCGAAUCCCCGCGGCAGGGUGCGCUCGUUGCUCGGUCCCAGCGCCUGCCAACCUAGCAGUUUGAAAGCACCCCCGGGUGCAAGUAGAUAAAUAGGGACCGCUUACUAGCGGGAAGGUAAACGGUGUUUCCGUGUGCUGCGCUGGCUCGCCAUGACCUGGAAGUGUCUCCGGACAGCGCUGGCCCCCGGCCUCUUAAGUGAGAUGGACGCACAACCCUAGAGUCGGACACAACUGGCCCGUACGGGCAGGGGUACCUUUACCUUUACCUUUAAGCAAAGACCAAACCUUACAGCUAUAGCUCAUGAUUUAUUUGGGGAAAACAAGCCAUGAAGCCAGACUGGCUUAGCAUUAAGUUCAAAUCUAUGACAGUGUGGCAGCUUCAGGAAUCGGGGACGAAUGAAGUGGCCACAACUAUCGCUCUGUUCUCCAUUCACUUUGUGUUCACCAUUAAACCAAAGUUAAUCUUAACCAUGGUUUAAAGUGACACACAAGCACUGCCGGUAACACAGAUUUAAACUUGGCUGUUUUUGGCAAGUUCACCUCAGUGGAUUCCAUGAGCUGGUUUAAUAUUAUCGAAUAUUCUCAGAGAGACGAGGCAUCCUCAUCCAGUGUGGACAAGCAAUACAAGUUCUUUGAGGUCAGAGGUCGAGUGACUGAAGCAGUAGCCUGGUUUGCACCACUAGCUUAGUGCGAACGAGGAAACAUACAGCUUUCCAGAAAGGAAGUCGCAGCUACUUUGCUCUUCCUCUGGUCAUUCUGCUGUGCUGAGCUAAACUAUGGUUUGGCUUAGUGUGCCAUCUAAACUAGGGCUGUGGUUUAACUCCUAACAAGCCAUGAGUUGUAACCACAAGCUGGCAAGGGGAGACAUCGUGAUCAUAAACACUUAUUUGAGAGUUUGCAUGUUUGCUUGUUUGUACUAAGCCAGGGGUUGGCUUAGCGUGGGUUGGCUUAGCGUGGUGUGUGAACCAGGUCAAUGCUUUGUUCAAGUGUUCUGAUAAAGUGUUUCUGAGAUGCUUCUGUCAAUAUCAAAUAGCAAAUAUGUCUCCAUCAUUAGGCUGCAGUUUUGUUUUUAGAAACCAUGUCCUUACCUCCUCAUACAACUUGGUCAACAACCACAGUGAUAAGUGAAUUGUAAAAUAAUCAUAUCUGCUGCUGGUAAUACUUGCUACCAAAUGGUUUAUUUACUUUAUAUAGCAAUGCAUAAUUCUGUGAGUAGUUUUAUGGGUACUUAAACUAAUUACAGCUUUUGAUUAGCUUUUUGUACUUGAAGAGGAGAAAGUUUGAGCAGCAAUGGUAAUUUCAGUGGUAAUAAAAUUAGCAUUGAUUAAGGUUUGACAGGCUGCAUUUGUCCAGGUGCUAUACACUUGGAAUUCCUGGCAAAUGAAUGCAGAGAGGCUAGUUUAUCAUGGGAAAAGAAAAGUAUUUCAGACUUCUGUUUUCAAGUACAAACAAUUCUAAACUUAUUUAGAAUGCAGCGAGGAAAUUGAAGAUAAAUCUGGACCUGUAUACUUCAGUUUGUACACCUGAAAUGAUACAGUGCUGUGAUGUUGGUCUAAAACAGCACAAGAUAAAUUUCUCAGCUACGGUAUUAUUUCCUAGGACAUUAUAGCAGAUAAAAGAGUUUUUUCAUAGACUGAAGAAAAUUAUGAUAAAUGUUCUUAAAUCUAAUUUAUGUGAGCUAGGUCUAUUGAAAAAGGAAAAUGGUGGAAUGUGCAGUUUUUACAAAGGUGUGUAUAUGAUAGAAGGUGAGAGACCACAUACAAAGUGUUUAAAAAUGCACAAAUAACUUCUUAACACAUUAUAAACAUGCAGUUAUCAUGCAUCUGAAAAUGUUUUUUAUAGAGUUGGGGAACCUCUAGAUCUGCAUGAGAGGUGGUGAGAGGGGCUGCAAUGGGGAGGGGGAAUUGAACUCUGCAUCCUUCUACUGUGGAAAUAUCCACUUGAUAUGAGUUUUGUUGUACAACAGGUCUGUGUCAAACUCAUUGGAUUUAUUAGACUCGGGAAUGAUAUUCCUGCUGACUUUAUCUGAAUUGUUAGUUUGCUGUACGCUAAGGGAUUGUGGGAUAACAUACUUUCAAUGAAUGUGUGGGGAAAUUAAAUUAAUGAUCAGAAUAAAAUAAAAAAUAUUGAAAGCUUACGUUCCAGCUUUGCUCUAGGUGUCAGAAAUCAGUUCAGAUUAAGAACAAGUUUCUCCAUUACUACUUAAAUAAAUUCCCCCGUUUUGAUAAAGGGGGAAUCACUAAGAAAAACCUCUGUAGAUUCAUAGAACUGCAGAGCUGGAAGGGAUCCCAACAAUAAUCUAUUCCAACCUGCUGCGUUGCAGGAUUCUAAGCCAAAUUCAUACACGAGAGAUUUCCAUGUAGCAUGAUUCCCACAUAUAGAUAGCAAACUCAAUAUGAUAUAUUUUGAUUAGCCUGGUGCUUCAGGAAGCUUGUUGAUGUACUUAUCAUCAAGCAAAUUUGUCACCAAUAGGCACCUUAAUUAAUUAACUAUUCCCUGUUGCUUUUUGUUUGUAUACACAUCUUUCUCUUAGGAAUUGAAUGUCUCCUAAAUAAUUGCAUAUUUAGAUACACUUAUGAGAUUAAAAAUGUGCUGUGUGUUGAACUGAACUGGCUGAGACAAACAACACCAGUUUUGCUUGUGUGCAUGCAUAUACUAAGCAUUUAGAUACUCUAUGUCAUGUUACACUUUCGGAGUAUAAAACCUAUAGCCUGUGUUAAGGACAAAGUAGCAAUAUUUAGGUUAACUUGCAGUGAGCUAAAGGAAAUAUUUAAUGAAAAUAUUUAUCGUGUCAGAAUCUACAUUACAGGGACCGAGAUUAAACUACUUUUUGUGAGAAUAGUAGAUUAAAGUAAAUAUUAUGUACAAUAAGAGUAAAACUGCUUAAUUUGUUCUUUUACAAAUAAAGGCCCCUGACCUUCUAGCAUAGUUUAUUUCAAGCUUUUAACAAGGUUUAUUUAAGACACAUGUGCAACGAUUCUUACAUAGCUAGGGUUUUAACAUGAAUAGUUUUUUCCUUAGUCCUCAAGAUUGUGGUUUUGCCUGACAGUUUCUAUUUAAUCUUGAAUGAUGAAUUUUAUAGUUUGCUGAAGUAUGUAUGCAACUUUCCUUUAAAAAUAUUAGUUGAUUUAAUUAGAUUUGUUUGCUUUUUGCAGCACUUUGAAUCUUCCUUAAAAUGUAUUCUUAAACUCUUAGUUUUUAAGUACUUCCUACAUUACUUGCAAUCAGUUUCAAUCUAGUAGUGAAUAUUAGAUGAUCACAUCCUUGUGUCAGUUUCUCUGUGCAUAGCGUUAAGGAAUUGUUUUAUUUGAUUUUCUAAUGCUGUUUCACAUCCUCUUCACUUCAACAUGGAUUGUGCAUGAAGAGUUGAUCACAGUUCAGAAUUGUAAAGCCUUUUGAAAAUCAGAACAUUGAGUUAGAUUCACUGUGCUCUCAUCUCAGCAUGACUAAGUCUGAAUCCAACCUGUCAGGUCUUGGUCAGUCCAAAACAUGUUAUGUUAAUGCUCAGGUCUGCCAAUACAGGGCUCUAGCACCACUCAAACUGGGAUAUAUGCUUUAGGGUAAUAUUAAACAAGUUCAGUGAAGCAGAGAAGAAUGUUCUGUGUGCUUAGUAUAGAAAACUUAUUAGAGGCAAUAUAAAUCAAGUUAAGUAAACAUUUUUUUACGAUCACCUCUGUGCUAAUAUUCAGGUACGUUUUAAAGAGAUGUUUCAGCUGCGCAAGUGUUAUUUUUGUACUUUGUUUCAUACUGAAACCUUUGGCGGACAUGAAUUUCUAGGUCUUAUAUAUGACAGGGUUUUGGCUCUGAAAUGUUUAGCUCCUAAGUAGGCCACUUUGAUCUAGAUCAUGCCACAUUAAUAUGACAUUGCUUAUUGAUUUAUUGCACUGUCAUAAAUUUAGGAUUGUGGGUGCCAAUAGAUCAACAAUUUAUAGUUGUUUAACAAUUUGAAUAAUUUCAGUAUCGAUUUCCUCCCCAAUAAAACGUUUUCUGUUAGCGAGUUCAGUCUUCCUUCCUUUCUCUUGUUGCUUUCUGAAACAUCUGCAGUGAUUGCAUCCUUCCUGUAGAAAAGUGGUCAAAACUAAAUAAAUGCAUAUGUUGCUGCAUAUCUUUAAAAUAUUUGAGCAAAAGGUUCAGAUCACUUAGAAGCUGUCAGGAACUGACUGUACUUGCCAAUGUAUUUGCUUUUGACCUAAAUAUCCACUUAAUUUCCAAAGGUUUGGAAACUGUACCUAAAGCUUUGUUUAAGCGUUUCAAAAAGCAUUUUGCUCCAGAAGUCGGCUAUUUGAGACUGAAUUCAGAUGUACACCUCCAUGUGUUUAGUCAGAUUGAUUUUAACUGUAAUGAAAUGUAUAUAACGGGGCAGCAGAUUCCCGCCUGGGAUUUUAUUUUUUGUCAUAAAUUAAAGAAAAAGAGAACCCCAGAUUUCAGCUCUGAGCAAAACUGCAACUCAGCGCUAACAGGUUUUCCUCAUUGCUAGAGGUUCCUGUUCAUUGCAUUCUUCUAAAAUAGUAUAAUAGCUAAGGGUACAUCGGCAUUUCAUUUGGUGGGAUAUGCAAAACUUAAUUUAUUGUGCACGUAGCUAACUAUUUUCACAUGUUCAAGUUAAUACUAUAAAAUCAUACCACAAUUUCUUUUGGAAUUUAAAAGCUUUUACAUUUUAAAUAAUCAUGUGUAACGUGUUAGACAUCUUGAAGUCAAAUCCCAUGUAACAUAUAUACUAUUGGUAUAAAUAGCACCUACUGAGUUGAUAGAGUGAUCACUUAUUUUCUUAACAAUAAUUUUCUUCUAUAUCUGAAACUAAAAAAUAAUAAUAAAUGAUCAAAGCUUAACAAUUAUAUUUUCCUGCAUUGUAGAACAGAUGUGUUUGGAUGGAAAGUAACUUGAUAAACAAUCAUGACAUUGACAUUGACAUUAGAAGCUCUUGUUUUCAGAGAUUGAAAAUUUGAUGAAGCAUUGAAGCUAAUAAUAGGAACAAAAAUCUGUUUUUCAUGAAUAAAUGCUUAUAGUAAGAAUACAGGAUUCCCCUGGAAAAAUAAUAAUUAAAACAAAGAAAAACAAAGACAGAUUUAAAUAACUCCCAAAGUAGCUUCGUUUUUUCCAUUUCUACUUGCCAUAUCAUUUAAAAGUACAGCUAUAUUUUAUAAAUAAAUACAAUUUGGUAUGAAAUAUAUAAAGAUGCAAGCUUUCAGAAAUAUAUCCUUCAUUAUAUGCAGUGCAUCUUACACAAAUGUAAAGAAAAGUUAAACAAUAGAUCAAAGAAAUGCGUACAAGUAACUUCAGUGAGAUCUGUUUUAAAAUGUUACUGCAGGCAUUCAGAUGUACCUGAAAGUUAAUCUUUUUGAACUUUUAGUUUUACUUUAAAUAAUCACCUUAAUUCAAGUCGGAAAUUUUAUAAUUUAUUGCAGCAGGACAGCUGAAGUAUAGCAUCAGUACAAUCCAAAAGGAAUACAAGAAACAGCUUGUGUGUAUGAGAAUCCAAGGACAACUCAGAUGGUGAUCUUAAAAAAAGAAAAUAAUUUGAAAGUUCCAUGCUUUUAUUGGAAAGCUGAAAUGUAUGAAUCCUAAAGUAUUUGAAGAUUGGCCACUCAUCCAAACACAGCCCAACUUUUACUGUUCAGUAUUAUCACACAAAGGAGCGAUCUACAAGCCCAAGUUUCUGCAAUUAAUUCCUGGAAGGCCCCUUGGGUGGCUAGCACUGAAUGGUGUAUUGUUUAAAAAAGGCUAGUAUCAGAUUUCAUUUAAGAAAUGUGUGUGUCUGAAUGCCAUAAGUCUGCUUGUGUAAAAAGAUAGAUCUCGCUACAAACACACUUGGUUUUAAAAUGCAUUUAAACAUAGAUAAAAUCUUUAUGCCACUGUCUGUAGGGUGGUAUUAAAUUGGUUGUUCUCUUCUAACAUGUUUGUAAACUGUCAGGAUUAAAUAUGAUCUCUUCAUCCUAAGAUUUUUUCAUAUUGAAUAGAUUAUCUACACACAUAGAGCAUGGGAAGUUGAUAGUUUGGGAUACUUUUUCUUGGGGAUUUUUUUUCAGCUGCAACUCAUCAGAACUCAAUUCUGGCAUCUCUCAGGUGGGCGCCAUUGCCAUUAUACGAGGAAAAGGCAGGCGUUCUUAGUGAGUUGUGGCACCUCUUUUUCUAGAAAAACAGCACUGCCUUUUUUCUUUUGCGUAUUUAAAACAGGUGGCUGAGUGGCACUCGCAAAUCAUACCACAUCAGCUAAUACAAUGGAAGUCUUUUCCUCCCAUGAUAAAUUAUAAUAAUAAUAAAUUUUUAUUUGUACCCUGCCCUGCCCUGCCCGGCCGGAGUUGGGCUCAGAGUGGCUAACAUCAUAUAAAUAAUACAAUAUACAUAAAAGCAAACAAUCAAUUAAAAUGCAUCCCAAAAUUAAUUUAAAUAAUGUACCUGUCCUCCCAAACUCCUGUGUUUCAGCAGCAGUAGUCUGACAUGCAGGUGUUCUAAAUUAUUGAGGAAAUGGGAACAGGAAGAUAUGUGUUAUAGGACGUAGGAGGAUAGGAUGUAGGAGGGAGGGAGGGAGGGAGUGCUGUUGCGUUUGUGUUUGCAGCAACCAGCUUUGUUGCAGUUAAUAAUAACAUGUCACUUGAGGUUGCCUAAGUGAUGGUAAGUUGCAUGAGACUACCCAGUGAUCUUAUGGUAGAAGCAAUAAUUCCUGGAUCUUUGGGAUUUUCUGGAUCACAUCUCAAUUUCUUAGAUAGCAAUCCUUAAUCCCACUUAAUUAAUGGAUAACCCCAUUAAUUCGCUGGGACUUGAUACUAUGUAGACAUGGUUGGGAUUGUGCUAUUAGCUACUAAUCUUCAUCAGUGAUCCAACUGUCAUUGUUAGUGUGGAGUCUCAAUUUAAAAACAUCAUUAGCAGAACAAAUCAUGAAGCAUUGGAUCCCAAGUUAUAUUGGAAAGAACUGACUCAGAGUGUUAACAUAUGGUGGUGCUGCAUUCUAUCAGCAAAUAUUAAUACUUCAGAUUUUAAUACAUUCUGUUUUCAUCAUAACAUUUCAAAUUACAAGUAGCAAUUUUCUUUCUAAUUUCAUUUCACUUUGUCAGCAGAACUGCGGCUUUACCAAGGGUUUCACACUGAGGAUUUCACAGUACAAGAAAAUGAAAAGCUAAAACAAGCAUUUCCACUCUCAUCCAAAAACCCUUAUUGAAUAGAUUUAUUGUCUGAAGGGUGAAAGUAAUUAGUUAAAGAAAAUCUACAACACAGUACAUAAUGUUAGAAGCUCUUUUUUUAUAGGAAAAAAGUGUUGGUAAAAAUAUCUAGGAAAAAUGUAACCCAGAAGUCAUCUGUAGAGUGGUUGGAUUAAUGCUAAGCAGGGAUGGCAAUAACUUAAAUAGAUUAAGAAAAACCCUAACGUGGAAAUGCAAGAAAGAAAGAAAGAAAGGAAGAGAAGAAGGAAGGAAGGAAGGGGGAAAGGAAGAGGAAAAGGAAAAGGAAAGAUUUCUUCUGUAUAAAGUUCAAAGGAAGUGCUCACCUUGUGUGAUUUAUCGUAAGGCCAUGUUUCACAUGAAGGCUGGAAAUAUGAUGCGCUGAUCCUUACAAGUCAAUUGUGCUGACCCUCAAAGGGAUCGGAGUAUAUGGUGCAACCCACACCAAAGAAAUGGUGCAGUUUACAAACCCAUGUACCAUGGUACUUCCAUUUCCCCAGUAUUACUUUAAGUCAGGGGUCAGCAAACGUUUUCAGCAGGGGGCCAGGCCACUGUCCGUCAGACCUUGUGUGGGGCUGGACUAUAUUUUGAAAAAAUAAAUAAAUGAACGAAUUCCUAUGCCCCACAAAUAUCCCAGAGAUGCAUUUUAAAUAAUGCUCCGCCAUGACCUCCCGGCCAAUUUGGAUACAAUAAAGGAACUGGAGGCCCCUCGACUGUCCUCGGGUCCAGUAUUGGACCACUUCGACCGGAUAUCCCCAGCCGAUGUGGACAGACUCCUCCGAGCUGGAAAGCCCACCACCUGUCCUCUCGACCCGUGCCCGUCUUGGCUGAUUAGAGCGUGUCCAGGCGAGGUGCGGGCCCUCCUGGGGAUAUCAUCAAUUUGUCCCUUGGCACGGGACAUUCCCAGGGAACUGAAGGAGGCAGUGGUGCGCCCGCUCUUAAAGAAAACAUCAUUAGAUCCUUUAGAUCUAUCCAAUUACCGCCCGGUUUCGAAUCUUCCGUUCCUGGGUAAGGUGAUUGAGAGAGCGGUUGCUGAACAGCUUGGUGGUUUUCUGGAUGAAACAUCGGCUCUGGAUCCAUUCCAGUCCGGCUUCCGCACUGGUCAUGGGACCGAGACAGCUCUGGUUGCCCUAACAGAUGAUCUUCGUAGACAGCUGGAUCGAGGCGGGUCGGGGCUGCUGAUUCUUCUAGAUCUGUCAGCAGCUUUCGACAUGGUCGAUCACGAACUUCUAGACCACCGCCUUGCCGACGUGGGGAUCCAGGGCACAGUCCUUCAAUGGCUGCGCUCGUUUCUCUCUGGUCGGGGACAGAGGGUGGCGCUUGGGGGGGAAUUGUCAUCGCGCCACUCCUUGGUGUGUGGAGUACCUCAGGGUGCGAUACUCUCCCCGAUGCUUUUCAACAUCUUUAUGCGCCCCCCCUCGCCCAGCUUGUUCGGAGUUUUGGGCUGGGUUGCCAUCAGUAUGCUGAUGACACCCAACUCUAUCUGUUGAUGGAUGGCCAUCCUGACUCGGCCCCAGACACACUGACUAGAUGUUUGGAAGCUGUGGCUGGAUGGUUUCGUGGGAGCCGGUUGAAGCUAAAUCCUUCGAAGACAGAGGUCCUGUGGCUGGGACGGGGCGAUAUGGGAUUGGGGGGGCAACUCCCAUCUCUUGCGGGGCGCAAUUAGUGCCAGCACCGUCCGUUAAGAGUUUGGGUGUAAUCUUCGACACCUCCCUUUCCAUGGAGGCGCAGAUUGCAGCUAUAACAAAGGCGGCAUUUUUCCAUCUCCGCCAAGCUAAGCAGUUGGCUCCUUACCUCUCUCGCCCUGACCUAGCCACUGUGAUCCAUGCGACGGUCACCUCCAGACUGGAUUAUUGUAACUCGCUCUACGUGGGGCUGCCCCUGAGACUGACCCAGAAACUCCAGCGGGUGCAGAAUGCUGCAGCGAGACUCCUUACGAGGUCUUCGCUGCGAGAUCACAUUCACCCGGUGCUAUACCAGCUGCACUGGCUCCCGGUGGAGUACAGGAUCAGGUUUAAGGUGCUGGUUUUAACCUUUAAAGCCCUAUACGGCCUAGGACCCUCGUACCUACGGGACCGCCUCUCCUGGUAUGCCCCACAGAGAAACUUACGGUCUUCGAAUAAAAACAUCUUGAAGGUCCCAGGCCCCAGAGAAGUUAGGCUGGCCUCCACUAUAGCCAGGGCUUUUCGGCUGUGGCUCCGAUCUGGUGGAACACUCUGUCACAAGAGACCAGGGCCCUGCGGGACUUGACAUCUUUCCGCAGGGCCUGCAAGACAGAGCUGUUCCACCAGGCCUUUGGCCAGGGCACAGCCUGACUCCCUCCCUCGGCAAUCUUCGCGGAGCUCUGGCCCAAUGGUUGCCAGUGGCUUGAAUUAAUUAAUUUUAUAACGAAUGAUUUUAGACUGUUGUUUAUGCUGUACUUUUGUACUGUUUUAUUGUUGUUAGCCGCCCUGAGCCCGGCUUCGGCUGGGGAGGGCGGGAUAUAAAUAAAAUUUAUUAUUAUUAUUAAAAGGACGCACUCUACUCAUGUAAAAACAUGCUGAUUCCCGUACUGUCCGCAAGCCGGAUUUAGAAGGCGAUUGGGCCGGAUCCGGCCCCUGGGCCUUAAUUUGCCUACCCAUGCUUUAAGUGAUGUGCUGAUAGAAUAAAUCUUUUGUGUAAACAACCCCCGAGAGCAUACCGUACAAGAGAGGCCCUAGCACCUUAGCUACGUCUACUGGUGUGGAUGCAUGCUUGUGCCCCUCACAGCAGGCACCUACAGUACAGCAUGGAAAAUUUUAAGUCAUGGCUUCCAGCUUCACAGUUGCUACUGCCAGAGAAGUCUGCCUGAGGGACGUUAUCAUAGGAAGGCCCUCAACUCUAGAACUGGCCUGGUGCUAUAGCAAUGAAAAAGGACACAUUUGGUGUUAGGGAUUUAAUGGUUUGGGAUUUAGAUACGCUGUGCUAAAGAAAAGAUACAAAGCAGAGAUCUUUGUGAGUUUGGUUUUCAUUUGCCAUUUUCUUCUUUAAUAUGCUUGUUGUGAAUUAUGCUACUUAGAGAACUUGACUGCUACACCCAGUACAUUGAACAAUGUUGUUCACAGCUAGAUGUUUGUGUUUCUAGUUUUAUUACUUCUAGGCAAUAAAAUGCUUUGCGAUUAUUUUUCAGUCAGUUGUAAUCAACUGUAUCCCCAAACCCAGCUCAUUCAAAUGUUCACUUAGUAACAUGGUCAUCUCAUGGGACUCUUCCACCUCAGAAUGCAUAUGGCAAUUGCUUUUUUUUGAAAGCAUUUAUGUGUGAAAAUCUUCUUGUAAGUGGAAAAUGGAAAGCUUAUUGGCCAGGAAGAAAGCUCAGCUAGCAGUUUAGUUUAUUCAUGUAUUUGAAUUAUUUACUUAAAUAAUGUAAUGUAUUAUUAUUUUUACCUAUUUUGUUCAUUCCUCCAUAAAAUCUUGAGGACUUAUGGUUUUUUAGAUAAUGGGAGCAGCAUGGGUUUGAAUAGCUGACACAUUUAAAGCUAAUACUAAACAUGUCAAUGGUAACUGAUGAAUUUUGAUAAGUUUUUUUUUAACUAUUAGAUUCAAAGUGCUGGUGUUGACCUAUAAAACCUAACAUUUUCAUUUCUUUUUUUAACUUUUUCUUUCUUUUGUCUGUGUCCUAUUGGUUCUUCCCUGAACAGAACAUUGAAGUUUAAGACAUCACUGAGACAGUAAAUUUAUUUUGGGCAAGAGACUUCUUCCUUGCCUUGGCCUUGUUUCCUUUUGGAUUUAAAAAACCAAAUAUUCCUUUUUAACUUGAGAGUUUUAAAACAUAGCUGAUAUUCAGUAGUGACAGCUGGGAGAUGCAAACAAGUAUUGCCAGUGGGGUUGACGAAAACGAUGUCUUGCUUUCUACUAUUUUUCAAGGCACAGAGAUUAUUCUGCUCUUCUGGUACAUAAAUUGGAAGUGAAAGGAGAAAGUGGGAAGGCCAAAUCUCUUCCAUUGACUGAUAAUAGCUGGUUUUUAGACUGCUAUAUACCUGAGUGUCCCUUAGACAUUUUCACACCUGUUAAUCACUGAGAAGUUGUUGUGUAUCUGGGAAACAUUUAAAUGAUCCAGCCAUGUGUGCAGGGGGAAAUCACAUGAGUCUUUUUCAGUAACAUGAAUCCUUGAGGGGAGUUGAGCUUUGAGAAGGACUCUCAUGGCCUGGCAAUAAAAGUCUUGCAGUUUCUUCAUGCCGGUACUGGUACUGAGUUAACUUGCCUCUUUUCUUAGUGCAAGAUCAGGAGUCAUAGUCCUGAACUCUUGCCAAAAACUCUGGGCUAGUACUUUCAGAACUGUCCAGGGUCCUGAACCUGCCUUCUCCAGAACAUUACUGGCUUGUGACCUGUCACCUUGGGAUAAUGGAAUUCUUAGAGGAUCAGGACGACCCUUAAUUGUGUUCUUUAAAUUCCAAGACUCUCAUCCAAGCAUAGUUUAAUGAGUGUUAAAAUGUCAAGAAUAUCCUUUAAAGCUAUUGGCAUUAUUCACUUUCUUCUAUCUUUUCAUUAACAGGAGGAAUGUUUCUUGAACCUAGAAGCGCCUAUUUCAAGAGUGUGUGGUUAUGACACUCCAUUUCCUCACAUAUUUGAGCCAUUCUAUAUCCCAGACAAAUGGAAAUGCUAUGAUGCACUUCGGAAAAUGAUUAAUUAUUGAUCAUGCAGGUAAGUGGGGGGUGGAGAAGAUAUAUUUAGAUAGUUUGGAAUUAGUUUUAAAAUGUUCAGAUAAAAUUCUAAGAUUUUUUUAAAAAACUACAUAAGCCCUUGCCUGCAAUCCCAAACAUGUGUUCUAGGGAGCAAAUAUAAUUGAAUUCUGCAGGAUGAAUUCUUAUUAAACAUAUAUAUGAUUGUGCUACCGUUGAGCAAAGUCACCAUAUAAAUCUGAGUGGCAUGGUAGCAGAUAUUUUUACUUGUUCAGGGUUGCUACAGUUUGGCAAGGGAUUAGACAACCAUUCAUUGAUGCUUAAAACACAUAUUUCGCUAUAAGAUGUGGAUAGAAACAAUUUAUUUUCAAAAAUAACCUUUUUUUGGGUAGUUUUCCUGAUGUAAGACUAAGUGGUUGUUUGGAUCUGCACAGAGAGAAAACUAAAGCAAGCACUGCAAGCCAGACUGUCCUACAGUUUUCAUGGUCUGACUGCUCACUUUAGAGCUAUUUUUUAAGGUUGUUGGUAUCAGUCUGUCUCGAGAGACAAUGGAGGUGACGACUUCUGGGGUGAAGACAAACCUCUGCAUUAGCAGCACCCAAAUAACCUCCCUAGGGCACAAGCCUGGGUGGUGUAUAUGGAGGUUCUGGAUGACAAGAUACCCCCCCCUUCAGCCUCAUUGAUGUAUUCCAAAGGAAAUCGGAGCAAUACAUUUGAAGGGUUGUGGGGCUCUAUCAAGUGGCAUAAGAAAGAGCACAGAGCACUGCAGUGGAAAGGUUAAAUUAACGAAAAUCUUGCCCUGCUCUCUUACUCCUGUGGGAACCUCUGCUGGAUCUUGUUCCCUCUGCAAAGGGAAGGAGACUUUCCCAUUCAUAGAGGGCUAGUUAGGAUCCAAGCCACAGUUUUGUAUACUUGCAAAAUCUGAUUGAUAUCUUUAACAUUUCAGUUAGUACUAAGUACCUAACUGCCUGAUAUAAUACAUUCCUAUUUAGUUAAUUGGUGCAGUGAUUUUUAUCUUAAUUACCUAUUUGUUUGACCUUUACUGCUGCUAGAGCUUUGGGGAGUGGGAAGUAAGUUUAAAAAUAUGCAGACCAAACUGGCAACUUCUCCACCUCCCCAAUUCCCAUUAAAAGCUUUUUCUUUCAUUCCAAGUGCCAGUACAAAUAAAAAGGGGUUUAUAAUGUUUUGCAAGUAUGCUCAUAACACAGGAAAUUCAGUACUUGUGGGAGGCUACUAAUAAUUACUCUUUCUUUGUCUUUUCUAUAUCCAAAUUGAGUAAAAUGACCAAGAGCUUACUGAAUAUAUGAGACUUCAGGGCCACUUCAGACAUGAAAUUUCAUACAUGAAGGUUGCCUGUGUAAAUAGAAGCAAACAUUUCUAGAUCAUGUGCUUUAUUGGCAUUCUAACCGCAGUAUUUCCCUUUGCAAUCAUAACAGGACACUAAAGUGAGGUUAUGUGAUGAUGUUAUGUCUUGCCAGAAAAAAAUAUCAUUAAACAUGGUAUAGCAAUCAAGGCAACCGAAUUAUAAGACUAGGGUUAUGUUUAUGCCAUUUCCACAUGCACGCUGUGUUCCAUAGUAGUAGCAAUUAAUAAUGGGCCAUGCAAGCCUAGCACCGUACAAAUUAUUAUUUUUAAAUUUAUCUGACAAGAAGCUUACAAUUCAGUGAAAAUUGCAACAUUAGUGUGCGUGAGAGAGAGAGAGAGAAGUAAAAGAGGGAUGAAAGUAACAGAAAGGACUGACUGCCAAAGCGCAUACAUGCUUUCUGAAAGAGGUCUUUUUAUUGUAUUUCUUUAAAGUCUAAAUUGAAUUAGAGUAUAUUUCAACAAACGGAACAUUCCAAAUGGAAUGAUGAAAGGAAAUGCAUGAAAUGCAUGAACGUAAGAAGAGUUCUGCAGGAUCAGACCAAAGUCCCAUCUAGUCCACUGAUGAUCCAGAUGCCCAUAGGAAGGCUAUGAGUAGGAUAUGAGCACAACAGCAUUCUCCAGCUCCUUAUUCCAGCCUGUUGCUGUUCUGCUGGAUCAAACAUAUUAACUAGUAGCCAUUGAUAGCUUUACCAUCCAUGAAUCUCUAAAAAGUGCAUAGGAUUGUAACCUUCAAUGCCUAAAAGUGUGCAUAUUGAAAUUCUGCAUAAACAUUUUCUACUUGUUUGUAAUACGUUCUCUUUCCCCCCCCAGAAACAACCUCUGUUAGACAUUCUCUGCUUCUACAAAGGUGAGAAGAACAAGAAGAAAAAGCAGUUGCUGUUGGUGGAACUAUUAACAUAAAAUUGAGAUCUUUCAAAAAUUGUAGAGGAGAACUAAGUGAGAUUAUUUUCUCAAAUGCAUUGAUUUGGAUACUCAUCUUGGCUAUUCAUCAAAAGCUCAACAUUUCUGCCAGCUGUGCAUUCAAGAAUGGGCAGGUGAUUGCCGUGAAACAUUGGCUGUGAUUCUCUUUCCCCGCUCCCCAUUCGGAAUGUGACAAAACUUCUAAAAUGUUUUACCAUAUAAAUGAUGUAUUGGGUUCCACACAAUGAAGAUAGAGGGUUGUAUCCAAUAUUGCUGUUCCACUAGCACAAAAGACUUCUGUUUGUGCAAUAGAAUUUACUCCUCCUCUCCCCUUUAGCUCCUUGUGCACCCUCAAAAUCUCCAGAGGGUUGGGGGUCCUUUGGCGCAGAUUUGCAGGAAGAUGAGAGGAAGUGGGAUUCUCAUAGCGGACCAUUGCCCACACAUCAUUAGAUACAGCCCACUAAUCAGGAAGCAUUUGGUAUGCUUUUUUGUGUGCCUUACUAGAUAGAUCUUUUUACUUUGAUUUCACAACAGACUUAUUUGUGUUUCAACUAAAACUGGCAGUGGUUUUACACUUGGACAUUUUCUUUUCUACACUUGAGUAUGAAAGUUAGAUAUUGCAUUAUGAUUCUAUUUUGAAUGCAAAGCAAAAAUGUUAACCUUGAAUAUAAUAACUGUAUCAUUAGAGAAAAAUGUGCAUUUUUCUAAAUGGGUUUAUCUCAGCACCCCAAAGCAUUGCAUUUACUUACUAACACAUUUUACAUUUUUAAUGCAUUUUAAAACAGGUAUAGAUUCAUAACAUGGAUGGUUGGAAUUCUUCAGUUUCUGUGCUGCUCUCACAGCCUUGUCUAGAUGGCAGUGUGCACCUAUUCAACCUGGAUAAAUGCCUUUAAAAGUGUUUACCAUACAAAAACAGAUACUUGUAAAUGUGAAAAUUGUACAUGCUUUUUGCCAAAAUGCAGCACAUGACAAUGAAAUCCUCAGUUAAAAAGUCACAAAUGAAAUGUAUCUUCAUUAGUAUCGGGCAUAUGAUACCCUGGACCUCUAAGUAUUUUGAAAGGUAACAUUUUUAUGUAAGUUAACAUAAGGAAUGUUUAUGUUAACUAUGUUUAAACAUUAGCUUUUAAAAUAAAAUGUAAGAUUGUUUGUGCUAGUUUGUGCUUUUUCAUUUACAAAUUGUAUUACAGGCCUACAGUUUGAAAGAUAAAAACAUAGUUUGCUGCAAGUAAUAAUCUAUUCUGAUUCCUGAAUGCAGGCCAGCAUAGAAAGAAGUAUGCAACUGUACGAAUGCAUAUAUUUAUUCUGAAAUUAGAAUUGGUUUGGCUAUGCCUGCUUACCUAAUCAAAUUUAGUUACUGAUAGAAAUGCAGUUUCUUGAGACAUCUGUUGCUUUUUGCUUUUGUAAGGGUCUGAACUAAGUUGUUCAUAAAGUAAUAAUGAGCAAAUACUUCUCCCAUUCUGCCUGUAUAUAUCUUUAGGAAAGGCUAAUGAGAAGAUGUUCCAUUGCUUGAUGGAAGCUUUAAAGUACCCAAUAGCCUUGUGAAUAACAUUAAUAUGUGAGUACAUCCUCUAACAAGCUGAAGUGCUCAUGUUUAAAAAGACAACUGGAUGUCUCUGUAUGAUUUCAUCGCUCCAUGAAAGCUAGCUGUGGGAUGCUACGAAAGACAUCCAAAAUUCAUGUUCUUUUAAAAAGAAAACCUGUUAAAAAUACUGCCUCUCUUUUUACCACAGUCAAGUACCACAAGCGUGCAAAACUCAUUCUGUGUAUUGGCAGGUGUGUUUUUUUAAUAGAAAAAAUGUUGUUUACAAAUCCAUCACAAUUUGUACAAACAGAUUUUACGAAACAAUUGUUUAAGGAGAAAGAACGAAAAGGCUAACACAUAUAUAUCCAUGUUCCUUAUAGCUUAUCAAGUCUGCAACUGGAAAGCUGCAUAUCAAAGAAAAAAAGUCAGAAAUACUCCAUUUCAAAAUAAAUUUCUUGGCAUUUAGUGAAUGCGCAAGUUAUUCCCUUACAAGCAGGUUAUUGGCUUUGUCGCUUAAAGCCUUGGCUACAAACAGAUAUUUUGAGUAAAUCUCCACCUCCAUUGUAGUUUCCAUAUGAUUUCUAUAAGUCAUGGCAUGGAUCCAAAGACCAGUUUAACUUUUCGUGAGCCUAAGGUUUAGGGUUAGUCCUUUUCUUUUUAAAUAGCAGUUCUUCAUGUUGUGUGGCAUUUGAAACUGAAGGGGAUUUUUAAAAUACUGCUGAAUUAGGGAGGGAGGAAUCAGAUAUUUAAAGCAAAAAAGUAAAAGAUAAAUGAAACUUAAGGCCAGGAUCCAAGCAACAGGUUUUGUCCUUGGUUUGAAUCUCAGUUACCCCUAUUUAUCAGGCAGCAACACUUUGGUUUUCUGUUCGUGAUCUUCCAGCAGAACACCCACCUGUUCUACUAUGAAGCACCUUUGGUGCUAGUGUGAAUGAAUAUGGAUAGUAUGACAAAGUAUUACAUUUAUUGAGAUGAUUAAGCUAAGAUUUGAUAUUGUUCCCACCCACCUGUUUAUUUUUUUGAGAAGUAUCAAGAUCUUCUGUCUUCUAAACUUGCCAAGAGAAUUAUUGAUUUUUACAAGCCACCUGAGGAAUCUAAUCUUGCUGCUAAAUAUUGCAUGCAUUGAUUUACUGUUAAUGCUGCUAGAUGAGCAUAGGUAGCACUUGAUUCUUUUUGUCACGGUUGCACCAUUCCUGUGUGAUACUUAGGUCUGAUGCUAAUUUUGAAAAUGGAAUCACACAUAACCUUUGUUCUGUGUGGGUGGUGUAGUGUCUCUCCAACACAACAGAACUGUCUUGAAUAUUUCUUUUGAGUUUUAAAAUAUUUUUUAAAGGUGCUACCUUUAAGCUAAGUGAUGAAUUGGGAUGUAGGAUGGAGAGCAAAGGGGACUUAAAUGCUAAAAACAGUAAUACUAAAAAACAGGGGUGGCUCAUGAAACCUGCCCCCUGCUUAGCCUAUAGAUUGCCUGGCAUAAUUUAUCUGAUUUAUAAUUCAGAGGGGAAUGAAUGUUUGUGAAGAAGAAAAAUGCAACCAGGGUUGUUUCAAAAGAUGGUUGGAUGGCUGUUAUGGAAUCUUGAUUGCUAUCACAGCCAACUUCUACACAUGUUUGUUCUUAUGCUAUCCCUAGAAAAGUCUCUAUGGACUUUCUCACUUUUAACGACUAUCAAUAAAUGCAAGCUUCCUUAGUUCUUGUAUGCCUUUUAUGAUUAAAGUUACAGAAGGUACCAGUUUCAAUUAUUUGCUAGAUGACUUAAAAGCUUAAUUAGAGCAAAAACUUUGUUUUUUCUUUAUCAGGGCUCUGGAGAACGUGUGUUUUGCAUUUCCUUGUUAAUGUCUAACAUUUAAAAGCACAACAGACGAGUCUGCCAUGAAACUGAAAACUUCAGUCAACAACUGCUAUAAUUAUGUUUGUGCAUUUCUAUAUGGAUUCUGAGUGGUUCAUAUUAAGUGACUCAAUUCUGGCACCUACUCAUGAAUAACUGAUUUGAGGAAGUUUUAGGUCUUUCUUUUGCCUGUGCUAUGUGAUUUGGACCAUAUCUGUGAACAUAAGAUAACAAAGACAUGUUGUGCUUUACCCAAGCCUCCCUUAAAUGUACUCUUAGAUGCACUGAGUGAAUGAUUUAGGAUUCAUGGGUUAAGCCUAAUGCAGGAGUUUUUGGAUUUUUAUGGUGAUAUUUCCUGAGAUCUUUUAAAAGUGACUGAUGAAAUUUUGUGUUUUCUGCUUCUCUUGUAUCCCUUACCUGGACUCCCUUGAGUUAUUAAUGAGAAUAUUAGUGUAUCAUCUAGUUUUCAUUCCAUUAACUUCCCAUGUCAAUAUUUAAAUCUAUUUCCCCACCCACAUUAAUUUCAUUAACUUCUUCUCCCACAAAUUUAUCCCCUUGCCUUCUAGUGUAUUCAUUUUUAUCUUCUGCAUUCCAAUUUCCCCUUCCUGCAAUAAACCAAAAUCAGCAGACAAUUUGCUCACCAAUGCUUGUAUUGUUCAAAAGUGGUGCUGCUUGCUGCUUUUAUUAUUAAGUGCUGAAGUACUGUUCCUGGCUGUGGUGCUUGUUCUACCAUGAGGCUUGUGUCAGCACUUGGGACAGGUCACUGAAGACUGCCAGUCUGGCUGCUGAUAGCAUCACUAUAUACCGGUAAUAGCCCUGCCAGAAAUUUACACUUCAGGACCAUUCACUCAAACAAUGUGAACUGAAGAAAAGAGUCAUGGGGGGGGGCAUUUAUGGUGGAAGUUACUUGUAGGAAGUCCAGGGACUAUAAAAACCCAAGAAAAAGAACCAGAUUUUUUUUUGAAAAGUCACUAUUUUGCAGCAGUAAAAGGUGGGUGUGGGGACAUAGAAUUCUGUAGGCCAUAAAAUAUCUCUUGGUGCAUGUUUAUUUUGAAGUGAAUGUGAUUAACUACUUGCAUUUGAUAUGUCAGAAGUUGAAAAUCAAUUGUACUUGGCUAGAAAUGGCAAUGAGAAAUCCUCAAAGUGAUUGGAUAAUUAAUUGAAUAUGCAUCGAUUGUACAAUUGGCUCUUCAAUAAUAUGUGCAAAUACAAUUU